Molecule: messenger RNA, 82361 nt
Organism: Podarcis lilfordi (Lilford's wall lizard)
Lineage: Eukaryota; Metazoa; Chordata; Lepidosauria; Squamata; Lacertidae
Source: the annotation of a GenBank genome assembly
AUGCAGGAACUAUGUGAACAGGCAGCACACAAAUUGCAUCUUCAGUUUCCAUAUUCGUUAUGGUUAGAAAAUGUCCAGAUAAUUAAUAUAUGGUUGCUGGCUUUAUAUAUGCAUCACCAAAUCCAUACUACUAUGUCCCCUUCUUGUUAUGGUUCUGACCAAGUUAACAAAAUUCAUGCAUGUAUGCAGAAGUGUUCGGUUUUAUUUACAUUAUUUUGCAACAAGUGUGUCAAGGUUGAAGCAGUGGUGAAUCCCGAUUCAGAAGUUGGUGUCAUGACCCUUACCCCAUGCUCAAAUUCAGUCCUAGAUGCGGAAGGGUCAGCCAGAUCACAAGGUUCAUCAGCGAAUGCCACAGAAGGUUUCAGACCAGACAUAGGCACCAACACUGGCCGUGAUCCAAAGCAUAUAAUCCAAUAGACCCCUAAGCAAGGGUCCUGAGAACAGCCAAAUGCCUCUUCACGGAGGCCUCCACGUUCUCUAUUGCUGGAUCGCCAGUUCUAGCAACAUGCUAGAAUGGGAGAGGAACUGAAGUUCUAGGCUCCAGGUCAUCAGGUAGAACCUGAAAGAGGUAGUUUGGGCUGAUGAGAGACCUCACUCAGUUUUUGACCUUGUCCAAGCAAGCUGUUGUUCACUUGGUACUCUCCAAGGUCCUGUAACCCUGAACUUACCGGUUAGACUAUAUUGCCCUCAGGUGGUCAGACAUGCUAUGAGGGUUCUUGCUCAUGUUCAGGUCAGACCAGAGGGGAGCACAAAACACACACAGGGAGAUCUUGGUGUUCGGGCAAGAUCCCAGAUCAAUCAGGAAUCUGUUUAUAGCCCUUCCUGUCCAGGAAAACACAAUAGCUAACUUGAGUUGGUGGGGCCAAUUCAGAAUCUGAGAAUUAUCCAGGCUGCAGACCAGUUCCGGGUACAUCACCAUGCAGGGCACUCAGAACUGAAAGUUCCUGGUUGCACCCCCAGUGCCUUUUGACAAAGUGAUUGGAUCUGUGGUAAUUACUGGUGAGCAUUAGAGCCCUAGCAGAACAUUACAUGGACAUAGGUCAUCUCUCCACAUUUAAUAGAGUGAAAAUUAAUAUGAUUUGGGAUAACCAUAUUUUGGUAUGGAUGAUCCUGCUUCGUUGCUCAUCUUGCACAAUAUGACCUUUUCGUCCCUGUGAUUCUCUGGACAUGCCUGGCCUCAAUUAACCUCUUUAAUAGAGGUUGAAUAAAGUGGCAUAGCACAUAUUGGUUUUUCAUUCAUAAGUAUUAACACUUCUUCAGAUUAUUAAUACUCCAAAGAAAGCAUUCAUUGUUGUUGUUCUUGAAGCACUUCUCAAAUAAUGACAAGCUCUUACAAAGGCUCACAAUCUUAAGUAGCUAGAAAUCACAAGAGGGAAGGGGAGGAAAGGCAGGAGGAACGAUAAUAUACAGAAGUAAUUUGUAAUUUAUAAAGGACAGUGCCAUCAUAAAAGAGGACAACCAAUCAAUGUUACAAGCUAAUGUUUUCCCUCUCCCCCUUUUUUUCGUUGGUUUCAGUUUUGCUUUGUGUUCUUGUAAAAGAGAGGGAAGUAUGAGAGGGGAAAAAUCAAUCCCCAAGUUGUGCUGUUAUUUCCUAAGAAGGAUGAAAGAUGCGUGGAAGCCACAGAGGAAAGACACAGAGGGAAGCAAAUAGAGCAGAGGGGAAACCAAUGAAGUGAUAAAAGGCAAUAAAAGAAAACAGCAGUAUCAUAGGUCCAGAGACAUAAAUGGAAUCUUGGUGCUCAGAAGCAACAUAUCAUUAGAGAAUUAGGGGAUACAAGGUACAAAGAACAAGCUUUGGCUAUGUGCAUCUUGCCUUUCUUUUAAAUUUUCAAGGGGCAUCUCACUAGUGACUAAAAAACUGGACUGGAUAAACUCUGGUUUUAUCUUGUAAGGCAGUUUCUGUGUAUAUUUGAAGGUUACAUAUGUGAUGGAGGGAAGUCAUACAAGGAGCAACUUUCCUUGAUUUAUCAGCCAAAUGUACAAAAUCCUCUAUCAAAUGAUGAUCUUUAUAUAUUCCAGUUCAUUUGCAUAUUCAGAUAUUUCUGCAUUUCAGUGCUAGACUGCUGCAAACUCCUUGCAUCAUGACACCUCCUCGAAACUAAUUUAAGAGCUGUUAUUCUCAGCUCAAAGUAACUGUGAGAAAAUUAAAACUCUGUCAGUUUUUCUCCGUGAAGAAGGAAGUACAGUAUAAUGAACAAAAGGAGUACUGCUUUCCACACACAGAAACAUGUAUUGCUGGAUAAUUGUGAGAAUUACCAGAAUUCGGGGGGGGGGGGAGUCAAUUCAAGAGAUCUGAUUUAAAAAUGUAGCUGAUCAUUUUAUUUUAUUUUGUCCCUGCAGUUGCUCAGUGUAGUUGCUGCAUCAAUUAUGGGCUCUUUCCCCACAUCCCUUGCCAACACUUGGAUGAAGCACAACUGAUGCUGGGACCAUCCAUCAUUGGUGUGCAGAUACUGCUGGCAUAUGGGGUGCUGAAUGGACUAAAAGCCUUGUGUGCUUGGUGCAACAUUGACAGGCAGCCUGCUUGGGAAGUACUACUCAAUGGGCUCUAAAUGGCCACUUUCAUGUUUAAGUCAGCACAUAGGCACCAGGGAUCUGCUUUACCUCUCUCCUAAAGCUGAGGUGACUACAGGCUGCAUCCAGCCUCCCAAGCGCCUUUUUAUGGUCUCCACCCCGAUUUUGCAUUUUUAAAAUAAAGUGGUACCUCAGGUUCAGCUUCAGGUUACAGACUCCGCUAACCCAAAAAUAGUGCUUCAGGUUAGGAACUUUGCUUCAGGAUGAGAACAGAAAUCAUGCUUCGGCGGUGCAGCGGCAGCAGGAGGCCCCAUUAGCUAAAGUGGUGCUUCAGGUUAAGAACAGUUUCAGGUUAAGUACGGACCUCCGGAAUGAAUUAAGUACUUAACCUGAGGUACCACUGUAUAUAAAAACACUCAGUGGAAUUCAGCACCACAUGUUUCUGAACAUUCCACAUGCAGAAGAAUUGCAGCUUGCCAGUUGGAAUGGUUCCAUCUCUCCAACAUUCCCAUGUGGUGUUCUGGGAAUUCUCCCAACGGGUGUGGGUGGUGCAGGGACAGGAGAGAGGUGGGGAAGUCUCAUUGCACAGGUGGAAGACCUUGCACAGGGCUUCUGCUGAUGGGGCAUGUUAGGUGAAUCCCACCCAUUGACUGCUCCUAUAGUAGGUCUCUUGCUGCAAUACUGUAAUGCCAAAAGUUUUGUUGUGGCCUUCCAAGCUUCUACCUCCACCCCCACCCCAAUUUGUCUAAUAUUCUCUCUCUCUCCUACUCUUGUGGGUCUCCUCUGUGAUUUGGUGAUGCCCAAAUUAUUAUUUUUUGAGAUCCCACCUCCAAUUUGUCCUGAAAAAUAAUUAAAGUUGGCCAUGUUCCACCUUUGAUGUGCAUCAUCUGGAGGACUAGCCAUAAAUCAAUGCAAAUUUUGGCCUGAAGAAAUUUAACCAUUGCUUUCCAAAGGGAUACUAAACUGAACCACCCUAUGGCUCUGACCGUGUGCUAUUGUGCUUAGAGCAUUAAUAAUUGGGAGGGGGCAUUUAUCUGAACAGUAUUGAAGCCAGGCUGCUGAAGCUCCUUGGAGUGAAAUGUGACCUGUACCAGCAGUUGGAACUUUACUGAGUUUUCUUAAAAGUUUCAUUUUCGUUUGUACUUCUGAAUUUAAGUCUAGCUUAUUUCUUUUAUAAUAUUGAAUAUAUUCUAUGGCUGCUAAUGGUUGGCUUUGUCCUGUUUUAUUUUCUCAUACAUAUAUAUAUAUAUAUAUAUAUAUAUAUAUAUAUAUAUAUAUAUUUCUCCCCACCCCCACCCCAGGACUUUUUAUAAGCAGAAUAAAAUGGCUGGAAUGGAUCUGCAGCUCCUUCCUGCAUCUGUCUCCAGAAGCAGCACAGAUGUUGCAUUUCCAUCCCAGCCUUUUUCUUCUACCUGCACCUGUCUCUGUCCCAUGGCUCUGUCUCUAUCUGUGAUCCACUUUCCAUCAUUCGCUCACACCUGCUAAAUGGCAUCUCAUUCUCUAAGGCAGGAAGAUGAAGAAACCAUCUGGAAGAAGGUACAGGGUUAUAAAGACUAGGACUAGCCGCCUGAGAGACAGUUUUUAUCCAAAUGCCAUUUUGGUUUUAAACGCAGUGUAAGGUAGUCUCUGUGGGAGUAUAUUGUAUUUAAUUAUGGGGUAUCAGAGUUUUUAGGGGGUUAACCAGGCUGGGAUAGCAGGCUCAUUGGUUUUUGAAUGUCUGAUGUAGAUUUUUUUAAUUUCGUUGUUCUCUGUGGGGCAAUGACAAUAAAGAUUAUCGCAUCGUAUCGUAACGUAAACCUUAAUCAGUUUUGGUCAGUAUGGGUUAGCUCAUUAUCUGGUUAAAGAUCAUGAAAAUUAUCUUUGUUUAUAGUUAAAGCUAUGGUUUUCCCAGUAGUGAUAUAUGGAAGUAAGAGCUGGACCAUAAAGAAGGCUGAUCGCUGAAGAAUUGAUGCUUUUGAAUUAUUGUGCUGGAGGAGACUCUUGAGAGUCCCAUGGACUGCAAGAAGAUCAAGCCUCUGCAUUUUUAAGGAAAUCAGCCCUGAGUGCUCACUAGAAGGACAGAUCCUGAAGCUGAGACUCCAAUACUUUGGCCACCUCAUGAGAAGAGAAGACUCCCUGGAAAAGACCCUGAUGUUGGGAAAGAUGGACGGCACAAGGAGAAGGGGACAACAGAGGACGAGAUGGUUGGACAGUGUUCUCGAAGCUACUAACAUGAGUUUGACCAAACUGCAGGAGGCAGUAGAAGACAGGAGUGCCUGGCGUGCUUUGGUCCAUGGGGUCACGAAGAGUCAGACACGACUAAAUGACUAAACAACAACAAUGCCUAGUUACAGCAGAAUAAUGAUGAUGAUGAUGAUGAUGAUUUUUAAAAAAAUCAUUUUAAGUAUUUCAAGUUUGUAUUUUUUAAAAUAAAGUUUAGUUGUUAAUUAAAAAAUAAGUUUAGUGAAAUUUUAGUUCCUGUGGUUUGAUAAAUAAAAAAUAAUGUCCUUUGUGAAUGUGUAUGAGUAUGCAUUCAAUAAACAUUCGUCUUAUAAACAACAACAACCCUGGGUUCAUACCCUAAUGAAAUGUGCUACACACACCUAUGCAGCAGUAUUUUUUUUUUCUGGGCACCAGCUGCUGGGGAGCUGCAUCAGGAAAGAACUACAGUGGUGCUCCGCAAGACGAAUGCCUCGCAAGACGGAAAACUCGCUAGACGAAAGGGUUUUCCGUUUUUUGAGCUGCUUCGCAAGACGAAUUUCCCUAUGGGCUUGCUUCGCAAGACGAAAACGUCUUGCAAGUUUGUUUCCUUUUUCGUAAAACCGUUAAUACCCAGGGUGCAUUGCUUGAAGAGGUGCAGUUGCGACUUGACUUCGAGGAGCAACUCAUAGCACGCGGUGUGGUAGCCUUUUUUUGAGGUUUUUGAGGACUUUGCUGAUUUUUGAAGCUUUUCCAAAACUUCUUUUGCAGCCGUUUGGUAAGUUAAACUUUUAAAACUUUUUGGGGGGGUUUUUGGAUUUUGGGUUGGGGUGUUUGGAAUUCAAGGACUUGGUGUUGGGGAGAGGUUUGCAAGAAUCUGGGAGCUUGUGUGGGUUUUUCCUGCAUUUUUAUGAUUUUUUGUGACCAUUGGGGCACUCUGCUGUUUUUUUUAAAAAAAAUUCUGGGUUUGAAUUUCUGUGUGGUGGGUGGCUGGAGGAACAGUUGAGGAGGGGUUUGCAAGAAUCUGGGAGCUUGUGUGGUUUUUUUCUGCAUUUUUAUGAUUUUCUGUGACCAUUGGGCCAUGUUGUUUUUUUUUCAAAAAAAAUUUCUGGGUUUGAAUUUCUGUGUGGUGGGUGGCUGGGGGAACAGUUGAGGAGGGGUUUGCAAGAACCUGGGAGCUUGUGUGGGGUUUUUCUGAAUUUUUUUUGAUUUUCUGUGACCAUUGGGCCAUUAAAAAAAAAAAUUCUGAGUUUGAAUUUCUGUGUGGUGGGUGGCUGGGGGAACAGUUGAGGAGGGGUUUGCAAGAAUCUGGGAGCUUGUGUGGGGUUUUUUGAAUUUUUAUGUUUUUCUGUGACCUUUGGGCCAUGUUGUUUUUUCAAAAAAAAAUUUCUGAGUUUUAACUUGUGUGUGGUGGGUGGCUGGGGGAGCUGCUGGGGUGGGUUUUGCAACAGUUGGGGAGGGGUUUGCAACAGUUGGGGAGGGGUUUGCAAUUUCUGUGUGGUGGGUGGGUGGCUGGGGGAACAGUUGAGGUUUUUGAAGACUUUGGUGAUUUUAAAGCUUUUCCAAAACUUCUUUUGCAGCCAUUUGAGGAUUUUGAAGACUUUGGUGAUUUGCAGCCAUUUCGUAAGUUAAACUUUUAAAACUUUUUGGGGGGGUUUUGGAUUUUGGGUUGGGUGUUUGGAAUUCAAGGACUUGGUUCUGGGUUUGAAUUCCUGUGUGGUGGGUGGCUGGGUGCUUUUGAAUUUUUUGGGUGUGAAGCACUGAUUAUUAUUUUUUUCUGAGUUUACGAAGCUAGGAGCUGUGCUGCCAUGGGACCCAAGAAGACUGCUGCUGCAGAGGCCGGCGAGAGGAAGAAGGAGAAGGUGACGCUGGAAAUGAAGAAGGAGAUCAUCCGGAAGCACGACGGUGGAAUGCGUGUGACAGACCUCGCCAGGGAGUACGGCAGGAACCCAUCGACCAUCGGCACCAUCCUGAAGAUGAGGGAGAAGAUCCUUGCGACUGAUGCAGCCAAGGGAGUCACCAGGAUCGUGAAGAACCGCCCAGCUGUUCUGGAGGAGGUGGAGAAGUUGCUGCUCAUCUGGUUGGAAGAGAAGCGGCGUGCAGCGGACACAGUGACUGAGGCCGUGAUUUGUGAGAAGGCCAAGGCCUUGCACGCAGACCUCGUCUGGGAACAGCCAGGAACCUCAGGCGAGCCAUAAGUCUUCAAGGCAAGCAGAGGCUGGUUUGAGCGGUUCAAGACAAGAUCUGGAAUCCACAGCGUGGUCAGGCAUGGAGAGGCUGCCAGUUCUGAUGUUCCUGCGGCUGAAGACUUUGCAUUGGAGUUCCUGGAGGCUGUGAAGACGGAGGGCUACGUUCCACAGCAGGUCUUCAACUGCGACGAGACCGGGCUGUUUUGGAAGAGGAUGCCCAAAAGGACUUUCAUCACUCAGGAGGAGGCCAAGUUGCCUGGCCACAAGCCCAUGAAGGACCGUCUGACCCUGCUCUUCUGUGCCAACGCAAGCGGCGACCUGAAGAUCAAGCCCCUGCUGGUGUACCACUCGGAGAACCCACGGGCCUUCAAGAAACACAAGGUCGACAAGGAGCAGCUGAGUGUCAUGUGGCGAUCCAACAGUAAGGCUUGGGUCACACGUGUGCUGUUUGUGGACUGGGUCAAUCUUGCUUUUGGCCCUGCUGUCAAACAGUACCUGCUGGACAACGACCUGCCGCUGAAGGCUUUGCUUCUGAUGGACAAUGCUCCUGCUCAUCCUAAAGGCCUUGAGGAGGACUUGUUGGAGGAGUUCAGCUUCAUCAACAUCAUGUUCCUGCCGCCUAACACCACGCCACUGCUCCAGCCGAUGGAUCAGCAGGUCAUCGCCAAUUUCAAAAACUCUACACCAAGGAGCUUUUCAGGCGAUGCUUCGAGGUGACUGAUUGCACCACCAUCACCCUGCGGGAAUUCUGGAAGGACCACUUCGACAUCGUCACCUGCUUGAAGAUGAUCACCACGGCCUGGAAAGGGAUCAGCCAGAGAAAUUUGAAUUGCGCUUGGCGCAGCCUGUGGCCGGACUGUGUGGCACCAAGUGACUCUGAUGCACCAGAGUCAACAGUGGUGCAGGACAUUGUUGCCUUGGGGAGGACCAUGGGCCUGGAGGUCACAGAGGAGGACGUCUGCGAGCUGGUGGAGGAGCACGACCACGAGCUGACCACCCAGGAGCUGGUCGAACUGCAGGCAGAGGCUGCGCAGGAGCAGGCCUCGCUGGAAGAGGAGGAAGCAACUGAGGAACGGCUGUCCUCCAAAGAACUGAGGGACAUUUGCAUGAAGUGGAAGGAUGUGCAGGCUUUUGCACAGUGGCACCACCCUAACAAGCACAUGGCACAUGACCUUGCGAACACUUUUGAUACGACGGUCAUGUCACCUUUCAGGGAGGUGCUGAAAAGGCGGAUGAAGCAGCAGACCAUGGACAGGUUCUUCAGCAAGAAGCAAAGAGUGGAAGAGGAACCUUCUUCGAGUGGUCCCCCAGAGUCUUAGAAAAUGUAAUGUACACUUUGUUGAUUUUUAAAUGUUUUUCCUGUCAUGUUUAGAAACUUAAUUUAUUGUUCCUUCAAUUUUUGAAAUGCUCUUUACAGUAUGUGUGACUUUAAAGAGCACUUAAUAAACUCUUGUUGUACCAAAUUUGGCUUUGUUUGGACUUUUUUUGACCAUAGGAACGCAUUAAUUGAAUUUCAAUGCAUUCCUAUGGGAUUUCGUGCUUCGCAAGACGAAAAAUUCGCUAGACGAAAAAACUCGCGGAACGAAUUAAUUUCGUCUUGCGAGGCACCACUGUAUUAACUGCAAACCCUGCCUAAGGGCUUUUGAGAAUAAUUUGUUUGUCCACUGUAGUAUACUAAACCAAAUAGACAUUUGGCUUGUUCCAGCAAGAUUGCUCUUAUGUCCUCAUCCUCAGAUUGCAGUCCUGUGCACACUUACUUAUGAGCAAUAAGAUCCACUGAAUUCAGGGAUAUUCAGGGAUUGUUUUCUGAGAAAUUAUGCUAGAGUUUCCUCCAAACAGAAUCUGAUACAAUAGCACAAAAUGAUUCCCAAAAUUUCUAUUUAGGUUUUUAUUAUGUAAUAUUCUCCUUAGGCAAUGUGGAAAUGGGACAUUUAGGUCACUAUGGUGCAUUUAUAGUUUUCAAAAAGUAAGUGUGGAGCACUUUCCUCAAGUCACUUUAAUGCACCUUCCAUUUUCAUUCAACAGAUGUCACUGUAACACAGGCCAGGCACAGAAUACUGUUUGACAAGGAGUGGGAAGAUUUACCGGUAAGUGUAUAGCUGUUAUGUGUAUUUAAAGAGCAUUUUUCAGUGUACCAGGUUGAAUUUCUAUAUUUAUUUAUAAAUGUUCCCCAGCAUCUUACAAUAGUAGAUUACUUGCAGGGUAGGGAAAUGAAUUCCUUAUGUAAGGUCAACAUUUGGAAUUUCCAAGUUGAAGCACUGAGAAGGGAUUCUGAUUUGAUGUUUUGGAAGUAAAAUUAAGAAAAACAAUUAAAAUUUAUUCGUGGAGCAAACUUGGCUUAUAAACCAAAGCGUAGGUCAAUUUUAUUUCAUUCAUGGAUCUAGACAAACUUAUUUACUUCAACUUUCUCUCCUUCACUUAGAAUAUGAAUAUGAAUAUAUUUUGUUUCAAUAGGACUUAAUCACAAUUAGCUUUCACCAUCCUCUGGGAAGCCACACACACAGCUUUAUUGCUGUCCAUAGACCCAAAAUACACAGUGCAACAAUAGUAUAUACAGUAUGAAUAGUUAUUAAGGUGUAGGAACUGGGAAGUCUAUACUCUUGAGGCCCAACCCGCAUGCCAUCUAAAUGAUGGUUUAACGUUAUGUGCACCAGCUGCAAUGAGACUCAUUGUCUUCCUCCAUUGCAUGCUGAAAAACUGAAGGUUUUCGCAAUAGUUUUAAACAAAUUGAAGUUUCUUGUUUAACCUGAAUACGGGAAACUGUGGCUUGUGCAAACAGGACUGGCAUGUUAUCAGGCAAAAUAAGGGAGCUGCAGGUGCUGAGGGCCGGCAAUUUCCUACCCCACUCUCCCCACUCUCCCCAGCCAUUCUUCCUAAGACUCCAUCAUGUUUUGAUGAUGGAACACUAGAAAUUAUUCAUUGGGUAAAUGCAACAUUGGGGGAGGGCAGUGCAUUGGUGCACUGACAGCAGUUUCCAGACUAAGGGUGUGUUUACGUUAACACUAUUUUUUUAAUAAUACAAUGGUACCUCGGGUUACAUACACCUCAGGUUACAGACUCCGCUAACCCAGAAAUAGUACCUCGGGUUAAGAACUUUGCUUCAGGAUGAGAACAGAAAUUGCGUGGCAGCGGCACGGCAGCAGCAGGAGGCCCCAUUAGCUAAAGUGGUGCUUCAGGUUAAGAACAAUUUCAGGUUAAGUAUGGACCUCCGGAACGAAUUAAGUACAUAACCUGAGGCACCACUGUAAUUUUAUUUCACAUUUCCAGCAGAUGUAAUACAUUUGUUCUAUAGUGUCAAAGUGAACUGAACUCGUUUAUGAACAGUGCAUAAAAGCAGUUUGAUGUCUGAAUAUUUAAUGUAUGUAUAUUAUAUACCUUAACCGACUUUCAAUAAAACAUUGCCAGUUUGUUCCAGUGGUUUAGUAAAGAACUUAAACUUCAGAGUACAGCAUGUAUGAGGUACAAAUAUAAAAUCAGUGCAGCUUUUAUUAGUUUUUCUGUGAAAGCUAUCUUUUAAAAACAAACAACAACAAAGAAAACAGUAAUUCUCAAAACUGUAACCCUUCAAACUGAGGUAUGCUAGUCCAGAGAAAUAAAAGCUAUGGAGUUGCUUUCUGUUUUAUUGUGAGGUACCAAGAAGAAAAAGCAACAGUGAGAACAAAUAAUGACUAGUUUGGCGUUGUCUUUGUGCCAAGUCCUGCUGUUUUUAUUCAUACAAAACUCCAUUGAUCUCAUGCAUUUAAGAAUGAUUUCACAUGCAGCAAUAGCUGUGAUCCUUAAAAAUGCUUCUUAUGUAAUUAUUUUUACACCCGUGCAAAAUAGACAUCUAAUUGGAGUUCUUUGAUUAAAGUACUUUCAUAAUACUGUGCUGUUCUCAUCAGGCAUUUAUUUACACACAAACAAGGGCUGCUGCUUCUGCUCGCUUGACUUGCCCACACUGCCCACCCCACCCCCUCUCCAAAACUAUUCCCCUGAUCAUAAAGAUCAGCCAAACCACCUCACCUUUCCUUGGAGCUUCUCCAAGUCACCACCCUCCCUCUCCCAUUACACCUCGCAGCUGCUGUGGGAGAUGGGAGAGAAAAGCCUCCCUGUUGCUGCUUGCUCACUUUCCUGCCCACCUGCUGUUCCAGUGGCAUAUUGCAGUUUGGUGGCCAUGUGAACUGCAGCGUGAUGACAUCCUUACACACACACACUAUGUGCAAACUGCAAAAAUAAGUUCUGACAUAUUGGUUGAGUCUGGAUUAACCAUUAAGCCACAUACAGUGUGCUCUAGCUGUAGCAGAGUUCCAGCCAAGAUGGAUUAGUCAAUGUCCCAGUAUAUGCCUUUCAGUAGGUCAUCCCAUUGGAAGAAGCCACUGGUAGCCAGAGUAGCUCUUCAUCCUCAAAGCACCUGUAAGUAGCUAUGGCCCAAGGUACCCCUCUAAUGAUCUCCUGUCCCUGUGCAUCAGGCACAUAUCAUCAUGAAAGUGUACGUACUGCCUUUCAGUGUUGGCUGGUGGAAACACGUACAGAGAUUUUUUGGUUCUCUUUAGUAAAAGAAAAGGAAAAAAAGAUGCUGUAUCACGAGAGUGAUGAGCAGAGAUGGUACUUCUUUGUGCCUGAAAAGCAGCUGGGACCUGACAGCACAGGUACCUUUUGUUUUGGCAACUAGAAGCCACUGCAGCCACUAAGAGGUUUCAUAUUUUUGUUUGAUGCCUUGUUAAGAGACAAAGGUAGGAACCAAAGUUAAGAGUGACUUGGCUUGCAGAGUGAGCUUGUUCCGUUUCUCCUGUUAGGCUGUAGUUCCUUUUAGAUCAGGCAUAGGCAAACUCGGCUCUCCAGAUGUUUUGAGACUACAAUUCCCAUCAUCCCUGACCACCGGUCCUGUUAGCUAGGGAUGAUGGGAGUUGUAGUCCCAAAACAAAUGGAGGGCUGAGUUUGCCUAUGCUUGUUUUAGAUUAUAGAAUCACUGAAUACAACCAGGGGUGGUUUGAUAAUGAUGUUCAAAUUGCUAUUUGCAUUUCCUGUAGCUUUUCAUAAGUGUGUCACUGUAGUACAUGCUAAAAGUUAGUGUAUUUGCAUUCCUAAUUGUACUAUCAACACAGUUUUCUGGUGUAGGAGAUAAUAUACACACAGAGGUUUAUAGCUGUUUUGCAUCUGGCCCACAAUAAUACACAUCUUUCAGACUGAUCACAGAACACGCAUACAGACAUUUUGAAUUUAAGACCUAAUUUUCCAGGGUCUGUUAUUUAAUCUAAUCCAAAAAUGGCAGUUCCCAAUAUGUACCAUGUCACACACACAGAUAAAUUCAAAAUCAAUGUACACGAGAGACAAAAAAAUGCAGUAUUAAUGUAGUUUAUGAAAGAGCCCAAAGGUAUGAUUAAAAUAAGUGUAUUGCAUGUUAAAGCAUAUGAGAAUGUACCUCUACAUUCCUCUUAUUAUUAGUUUUAGAUAUUUUGCAAGGAUGAGCAUCUGGAGGUAGUUUUUUGGGCGGGGGCAGGUAGGUAAAUGCUAAAAGGGAGGUUCAUGCCAAUUUCACACAAACACGUGAGCGUAGUAUCUGCACCUUUUGCCUUAUAUCUCAGGUUUUACAAAUGACAGAAACUUGUUCUUUUCUAAAAUAAAUGAAAGCUGGGAACCUGGGGAUUAUGGUUCAUCCAAGGAGACCAAUUCCCCUCCCCCUGUGGACACCUGUGCUUGAAAGCCUUCCUACACACAUAGAAUCUACGCUAAAAUUAUGAAGACUAUGUUAUAGGUAUCCUGGCAGGUGGUAUACCCAAAGUGGAUUGUGUUUAAAUGUUUUUGGCAGCAUUCUUAUACUCAUGUGGGAGUGCAAUACAAUACACAUCUACUUAGCAGGAAGCCACAUUGAGUUGUUCCCAGCAGGUAAGUGUUCAUAGGGGCAUAUUCCUAGAUAAGUGUGCCUAGGAUUGAAGUCUUAGAAACACAUUUGAUAUCCAUGGCGGUGAUCCAGAUCCAUAACCAUCAAACGAAGAAGGAAUGUUGCCCUAGGUCACAUGAGAAAGCACCUGUGUUUUGUUUUUCUUGGGUUGCCUAAGUGUGUGGCUUGGCUACCUGCCAUCGUUAUCAUCAUCACUAUUUAUACAGCGCCCACCAUGUACAUGGCACCUUACAAAGCUUACACAGGCAAUCAGUAAUUACAGUACUUUUCUCUGUAAGCACCUUACUGCUCAAACCUAAGUAUACACAUUCAGAAUACCUACUAAGUUCAGUAGGUCUUCCUAGUAAGUAUGGUUAAUUUUGCAGUUGUGAUGUGUCCUGGUUUUGGUUUGCUAGAAGGCAGAUACUAUCUUGCAGCAAUUAGCUAGACUAGAUGGCCUGCUGUUUCCAUUAUUUCCAUGAGAGCUCGCACAACCAGUUGCUGGAAAAAUACGGGUGGGUGGUAUUUCCCUCAUUUUCUUUUGUGGGUUCCCCAGAGGCAUUUGGCUAGUCACAAGAGGAAACAGGACCCAGCAGGACUCUCUGCAGUGCCGGGGGGGGGCAAGCUGGGGUUGGGGGUUUUUUUGCCUCAGGUGAAGCCUCCAGAGGGGCACCAUUGAGGCUCCCAGCCUGUGUGUGUGUGUGUGUGUGUGUGUGUGUGUGUACACAAAUGCCAAACUGGGUCUUUGACCCAGGUGAAAAAAACUUAAUUUUCAGCCCUGCUCUCUUUAUGCUCUUAAAAUUGUUUUUGACAAGCUGGUGCUCUCCAGAUGUUUUAACUGCAACUUCGACCAGGCUGGUGGAAGUUGUAGCCCCAAACAGCUGGAGAAUGCAAGCUUGGCAAAGGCUGCCUUUCAUCAACUUGUGUGGAACUGUCACAUACUGAAGCAUUCAGACACAUGCAGACUUAAAUUGAUAUGAUCAUGUAUCAUGCAAGUCCUCUGGAUAUAUAUGAAUUGUAUAAUUUAUUUUAUUGGUGAUGGUGAAGUAAAUGUUCUAGUUAUCUAACUUGGGGGAGACACUAUAGCUUAUGCAUUGUAUCCAGAAUACACCACAAAUCCAGCAUGUGCCCUUAUAAUUCUCACAAUCUAAUAUUCCAAUUAUCUGAACAUUUUGGAUGUCGAACCCACAAACUACUUGAAUAAAGGAGGAUAUUCACUGAUAGUUGUUUUCAGGUAAGGAGAUUUCAGACUUUUUUCAGAGUACUGUGUUGAACAGGAGUUGCUUCCAAAGAAAUGUUUUGAGGAUUACAUCCUCAAAGGUCAAUCUUGCUUCAGUUGACGUAAGUAACAAAACGCCUAUUACAAUAAAUAGGGGAGUUAAUGACUGGAAACCUAAGUAUCCUGACCCAAAAUUAAUUUCCACUGUUUAUGAAUUCAACGUGACUGUCAUGUACUGAGUUGAAUAGGAUCCAAACUGCAGCAGUCUGAUUGGUCCUAGAACAAUAGGAUCCAAAUUGCAGCAGUCUGAUUGGUCCUAGAACAAUAGGAUUCAGAAUGCAGCAGUCUGAUUGGUCCUAGAACAAUGCAGCAGUAUGAUUGGUUGGCAGGAACCACCCAGUCAUGCUCCAGAUAUAAGUGAAUCCAUAACCUGAUGGGCUUACAGUAGAAUUCCAGAAUUAGCCAAUCAUGUGCAGCCCAUUGUGUAAAUAAUGUAUAUAAAGCAGAUACUUUGAGGGGACUUUCAUUCAUUCCUCCUCACCACUAUGAGCUGAAUAAAGAGCAUGAAAUCACCUUGCGACUCUGAGUAUAUUUCACUGGCGACGAGGAUGGGAUCCCGCUGAGCUGACUGCCACACACAGCACCGCAGCACCGCCACCUGCCGCACCACUGCCUCGCACCGUGUAUCCAGGCUUCAGCUCCGGGACACAAGGAACUCAGAAUGGCAACCAACAGCAGCUUCUCACCGUUCAACCCAGCAUCUGGAGACUGGGAAGUGUACGCCUCCCGUUUCACCUUCCUCCUAGAAGCCAAAGGGGUCACCGAUGAAGAAGACGCCAAGAAGAGGGCGAUAUUCUUAAGCAUCUGCGGAGAGGAGACGUUUGAAAUUGCCCGGGCUCUCCUUGCUCCUGAAGACGUCGCUACUGUUCCAUACAAAACAAUAAUAGAACAGCUGAAGGGGCACUUUUCACCGCAGCCCUCAGUGGUGGCUCGUCGAAAUGCCUUCUACGCAAAGCAGCAAGCCCCUGGGGAAACCAUAACUGGGUUUGUGACCUCUCUCCGCCAAGCCGCCCGGUUCUGCAACUUCUCAGAGCUGGAGAACAUGCUUCGGGACCGCCUCGUUGGUGGCCUGAAGAAUGAGAAGCUGCAACGACGCCUCUACACUAAGAAGGACCUAACGUUCCAGGUCGCUCUGGAGGAGGCCCUGGCAACGGAAGCUGCCAAGAAGUCGACGCAAGAGGCACGGCCGAGCCUGCCAUCCCAACCGAGGGUCCACCACGAAGACCUCACCGACGACUCAGGAUCUGACAGGGAGGAGGUGCACCGAGUACAGCAGCGCACUCAAGCAGCCCACAUACCACAGCUGCCUCGACGAGAAGGAGGGAACUGCGCAAGCUGCGGGGAAAGUCACGAGAGGAGGACCUGCCGUUUCCGCAACGCAGAGUGCAGGCAGUGCAGAAAAUCGGACACAUCGCCCGGGUGUGUCAAGCUCGGCCCACCCGACACCAGGCAUCAGAUGACAAAUCCAAGAGCCCCAGGUCCCGGGGCCCAACGCACCAAGGCAACUCGACGGAGCUCAUGGACUUCCAGGUAUACCAGUUGUCCCACCCCAACGUAGAGAAAAUUUAUGUAGAGGUACAGAUAGAGGGGGCCCCAUGCCGCAUGGAGCUUGACACGGGUUCAACUCUAUCCAUAAUCUUGGCAAGGACCUUAAGGAAACUGUGUCCUACUGGGGGUCCCAAACUCAGGCCGGCCCCAUUCACCCUCCGGGACUUCCAGAAACGUAAGGUCCCCACAAUGGUGGUGGGGACCUUCAGGGUGCAAUACCGAGGGCGGACGCGGCAACUGGACUUGCUUGUGGUCAAGGGCCCCUACAUUAGCUUACUGGGAUUGGCAUGGUUUGGACCACUGGGGCUAGCCAUCACCGGGGUGAACCACACUACCUUACAAGUGGACGUGGACGCCAUAUGCAAGGAAUUUCCAGGGGUUUUCGAUGGGAAAUUGGGACAGUAUACAGGCCCCCCCAUUGCUCUACAGCUUGACCCCGCAGUACGACCGGUCAGGCUCAAGGCCCGCCGGGUCCCGUUCGCCCUGAAACCCCGUAUAGACGAGGAAUUGGACCGGCUCGUGGAGCAAGGAGUGCUGGAGCCGGUGCCUAAUACCCCCUGGGAAACCCCAAUCGUCACACCCGUCAAACCUAAUGGUUCGGUCCGCAUCUGCGCAGACUACAAAUGUACAAUAAACAAGGCCCUCACGGCCCAUGCAUACCCAGUGCCAGUGGUCAGCCAUGUCCUUGCCACCCUGGCUGGGUCGAAAAUUUUUGGCAAGCUGGACUUGGCUGCCAGUAGAUGAGGCCACAGCAGAGGCACAGACGAUUGUGACGCACAGAGGAGCGUUCAGGGUAAAGCGGCUGCAAUUCGGUGUCAGUGUGGCACCAGGCAUAUUCCAGAAUCUAAUGGACUUGCUCCUUAAAGGGAUUCCUGGCAUCACCCCCUUCUUCGAUGAUGUGUUGAUUGCCGGGCCCACACCAGAGGAGUCUGAGGACCGCCUCCGCACCGUUCUGCACCGUUUCCAGACGGCGGGUCUCAAGGUGAAGCGGGAAAAAUGUCUACUAGGAGUGCCUCAGGUGGACUUUCUGGGAUUUCUGGUGGACGCAGAAGGGGUCCACCUGACUGGGGACAAGGUACGGGCCAUUUGUGAUGCCCCAGCGCCCAAGAGCAAGACUGAACUUCAGGCCUUCUUGGGACUAUUGAACUUCUACCAUUCCUUCCUUUUCCACAAGGCGGCGGUAGCGGAGCCCCUACACAGACUCCUGGACAAGCGGGCCCCUUAGGUGUGGGGCCAGCGCCAGGAGGCUGCAUUCCAGGCAGUCAAGGACUUGCUUGUCUCAAACUCGGUCUUGGCACACUUCGAUGAGAGGCUGCCGGUGGUGCUAGCAUGCGACGCCUCGCCCUAUGGCAUUGGUGCUGUCCCGGGACACCAACUCCUGGAUGGAAGAGAGGUACCGGUAGCAUACUUUUCCCAGACACUCAACGCAACCGAGCGGAACUACUCCCAAAUAGACAAGGAGGGGCUGGCAAUCGUGAAGGGAGUAAAAAAAUUCCAUGAUUUCUUAUACGGGCGGCCCUUCACCAUGGUGACCGACCACAAGCCGUUGCUUGGCUUGUUUGCCCCCGAAAAGCAGACCCCCCAAGUGCUGUCUCCUCGCGUCCUCAGGUGGUCAAUUUUCCUUGCCAGCUACCAGUAUGCACUGAUUCACCGCCCGGGGAAGGCGAUGGGCCAUGCGGACGCCCUCAGCAGGCUACCGCUACUGGAAACAGGCCCCGACCCAGCACCUGCACAAGAGGUUAUGAGCCUGGAGCUGCUUCCCGACCGCCCCAUUCAGGCACAAGAAGUUGCACACCAUUCCAAGAAAGACAGGGUCAUCUCCCGGGUCCUGGACUGGGUGUGGAGGGGAUGGCCCAGCAGCAGCCCUGGGCCAGAAUUCACUGGUUACACAACCCGCAAACAUGAACUGUCGGCCCACAAGGGGUGCCUGUUAUGGGGAAGCAGGGUCGUUGUUCCCCAGCCCCUCCGCAAAAGGGUCCUCACAGCCCUACACGAGACACACCCAGGGGUAGUAAGAAUGAAGGCCCUGGCCAGGAGUUAUGUGUGGUGGCUGGGGAUCGACGGAGAGAUAGAGGCCUGGGUCAAACACUGCCAGGCCUGCCAUGAAUCCCGCCCAGAUCCCCCAAGGGCCCCAGUCCAGUCCUGGGAGUCCGCCCGAGCACCAUGGUCACGCCUGCAUGUGGACUUCGCUGGCCCCUUUCAGGGGAAAACAUUCUUCAUAGUGGUGGACUCCUACACCAAAUGGUUGGAAGUCGCACUGGUACCGUCCACUUCUACCUCCGCAGCCAUCCGGGUACUAUGCAGGCUGUUUGCAACCCACGGGCUCCCUGACACUCUCGUCUCAGACAACGGGACUGCAUUUACGUCAGGAGAAUUCCAAACCUUCACAGCGCAGAACGCCAUCUGCCACAUCCGUUUGGUGCCAUUCCACCCUGCCACCAAUGGCCAAGCAGAACACAUGGUGCGGACCAUCAAGGACACCCUUCGCCGCAUGACGCAAGGGGAUUGGGAGUACCGCCUUGCCACAUUCCUCCUAGCACAGCACAGCACCCCCAGCUCAACGUCUGGCCAGAGCCCCGCUGAACUACUAAUGGGUUGGCGCCUUGCAAUCAGAUUGGACCGCCUUCACCCCGAUAGAGCUCAGGAUGAGGUAGUGGUGGGGGAAGGCAGGAAUCCCCGGAACUUCGAGGCCCAGGACCCAGUGUACGCAAAGAAUUUUGGGGCAGGCCCAGCAUGGGUACCCGCCACAGUCACCAGGGUCACUGGCCCCGUGUCGUACGAGGUGCUAACGGAUGGGGGGCAAUGCUGGCACCGCCACUGCGACCAGAUACGGCGACGAUUCCUGGGAGAAAACCGGGAGGAGGAAAGGUCAGAGGAGUCCCAAGGGAACAGUGGGGCAGUGAGGCCCAUAGAGCAGGAGGGGCCAGCAGGAGAGGCAGAAUCAGUAAAUACAGAGAGGACCCGCGAGGCCGAAAGGACACCGGAACCAGAACCACGACUGAGCGAGCUGGUUGUGCCAGACCAAACAGGCCCAUCACAGCCAGCAUCCUUGGAACACGAGCCAGAACCUGAACCCCGGACCAGGGAACACCACAGGCCGCAAUGCACACGUAGGCUGCCGGCGUACCUCGAGGACUAUGAAUGCGACCUCCUGGGCAGGACUGGAACUUAGAGGGGAGGGGUGUUAUGUACUGAGUUGAAUAGGAUCCAAACUGCAGCAGUCUGAUUGGUCCUAGAACAAUAGGAUCCAAAUUGCAGCAGUCUGAUUGGUCCUAGAACAAUGCAGCAGUAUGAUUGGUUGGCAGGAACCACCCAAUCAUGCUCCAGAUAUAAGUGAAUCCACAACCUGAUGGGCUUACAGUAGAAUUCCAGAAUUAGCCAAUCAUGUGCAGCCCAUUGUGUAAAUAAUGUAUAUAAAGCAGAUACUUUGAGGGGACUUUCAUUCAUUCCUCCUCACCACUAUGAGCUGAAUAAAGAGCAUGAAAUCACCUUGCGACUUUGAGUAUAUUUCAGUGACUUAACGUCCUAAUUAAUGGGUUUACAAUUCAGUGUACUGAUAUCUGGUACUAGGGCUUUGUACAGAUUCCCAUCCAGCGUGCUCCUCCUCCCACCACCGGUUUGGGAAGUGAUGCACGCACCACGGUUUGCCACAAUCCAUACUGACAGUGUACCUAUCCUUACGAAGUAAUACUGCACACCCACCCACCAGCUUCGAUCCAAACGGGGGGCGCGCGCGCAAGAAUGACCUAUCUGAAUUUUAAGUCAGUAAUGUAUACACAGCCCUGUUUGCGAGCUACUGGGCGGGCGGGCGGGGGGGUGGGAAAUCCACCAAGAAAGGACGCAUUAAGGAGGAAAGCCUGCGCAUACUACUGACCUACACUGCAAACAUGCUUAACAGUUUCCUGCACGUUGCAUCCUUGGCGCCUCUCCCCUCCCCUCCUCCCUGGCACAUGCAACAGUAGUCAUAAAAUAGAGUGGGGAGGGGGACGAAAAAGCAUCCACCCUGAGGGAAAUCCGUGCUCGGGAGCGACGAACAAGAUGAAAAUAUAUAUAUAUUCUUCUCCCCUGCCUGUUUUGAGCCCCCACCUGUUUCUGCCUGUUUCACAUACGCUGCUUAGUCAUGACAGCACCAGCUGCUGGUGCUGCUUAUGCCUCCCUCACGAGCACCCAGCCCCCCUCCCUGCCCCUCUCCCCACCCUUCCCUCUCUCCCUGGCAGCAGCAGCUGCUACUUCCCAGUCACGACUCCCCUGCUGCUACCAGCCCCCCUUCCCCCCCUCCAUUUCUCCCUCUCCCGGCUCCAGCUGCCAGGCAGCGGCGGCGGCAGCAGAGGUAAAAGCAGCAGCAUUAGCCACCGCCGCCUCCGUCUCCAUCACGGCCCCUGUGGUUGCUCGGGAACUGCAAAGCCAACCGAGCCUGGGCGUGCGGUGGGCGGGGCCAAGCCGCGAGGAAAAGGCGGGCGUGGGGGUGGAGUCACGGCGGCGAAGGCCGCGGAGACCCCCGCCCAUCUCCAGCCCACCGUGGCGCAAAGCGAGCGCGGUGUGUGUGCGGAGGGGGGAAGGAGGCGGGCGCUUGGCCCCAUUGGUUCCCGUGGAGCUAAGGGCGUGGCCUCCUCCGCCCCGUGCUCCUUUCCCAUUGGCGGGGGUGAGUGUCAGUGGACCAAACGAGACCGCGGGCGGUAGGCAAGGGGAGGAGGGAAGGCCCGUGUCGGUAAACACCUCCCUCCAAGCCUUGCAAGCGGGUAGCGGGUUUGGCUGAGAACGAAGCGAGCGAGCUGCGAGGCAGAGAGAGGAAGGCGUGAGGCAAGUGCGGGGAGGAAUUUUUCCAUUUUUUUCACGCGGGCGGGCAAUAACGAAGGCGGCGCCAGGGAGGCAGUGGCGGUGGCGAUAGCGGCGGCAGCAGCAGCGCUGAGGGACGGAGCGGCGGGGGAUGCGAGGCCCGGUAAGCACUCGGGAGUGGAGGCGUUUACCUGACCCACCUGUCGCCCACAUUGCAGUUUCCCCUCAGCCUCCCUCGCCCCCUCCUCCCCCUCCCCAUAACCGCCCCCCUUUUUUUCAAAUCCCACCCACAGCCCUCAGCCCCCCAGAACACGCCGUAGUUGCCACAGAUGCCGCCUACUUCCUCGCCUCUCUCUCUCUCCCUCCCCCCCCUCAGACCCCACCACCUCCAAAUUUCCUUCCUGCUGUUCCCUUUCCCCAACCGAAGCGCAAGUCCCAUUGGGCAUUUCCUCUCCCCUCACCAUCCAUUUCCCUACAGGGCUGCUGCUUCUGCUUCUUUUUAAAGGGGGGGUAUUCUGGUGGUUGCUGUUAGGGGUAUUUUCCCAGCCGCCACCGCCACCGCCUCUGUCUCCAGCAGGAGCAGCAAGACCAAGGGCUUGCCAGACCCCCGCAUCCAUUAAUAUGUUGUACUGGGAGUGAUGGUGGCGUUGGAGACCUCGGCAUGAUCCAUCUCGCCGGACUGCUUUUAUGUGCUUGGUAUUCUCGUGGUGCUUUGAGAUGAAGGCAAGAGGAGCCAGCCCAGGCAGCUUUUCCUCCUUCGCUGCUUCUCCUUGCCUAUUUUUAUUCUUCUGGUAUGUCAUACAUGUGGCUUUCUUCCCUCUCUCUCUCUCUCUCUCUCCCCCCCCCCCCAUCUCUUCUCCCCCAGUGAGUUAGGUGUGAGCAAUAUUAUGUAUGCAAUUGCGCUGCAGACUCGUGUUCUGUGCUGUGGCUUUUCCUUCCCUGUCCUGUUAGUAAAAAUAGCAAUUUGGGCUGAAAGCCCCAUUCUAUGCCAUGCUUUACCUCUGGGUGCUUGACAUACAAGCUUUUGUGCACCUUUCCCUUGGCUCCCUGUGGGGAUGUGUAUUUGAAUAGGCACAGAUGUGGGGGAAUGUUAAUUCUUACACAUCACAGGUUGGCUUCAGUUCUCUCCCCCCCCAUCUUUUGUGAUAGGUUUUUUUUAAAGUAAAGGUGUCAAAGACUGCUGUGAAGAGAAUGGUACAUGCAGCCUUAGGCGGAAGCUGAAUGUAAUGGCAAAAGCCUGAUGAAGCUCCGUUAAAAAUUUCCCUAUGUAAGAUAGGCUCUGGGAUUCCCCUUAUGGUGCCAUUGCUUGUCUUUGCUCUGUAGUGCAGCUCCUGUGUCCAUCGCAAUGUGGUCAAAUAACAGACCCAGUAGAAUUGAAAGUAUAAUUGAGUAAUCUCUGUUCUUCGUUAGAAAUUUUUAAAAAUAAUUUGUCUGAAGCUAUUUCUUGUGAAAGGGUUGGGCUUUAUAAUAAUGCAGGAUAUGUGUGUGCAUUGCUUAUACUGUAUAGGGCAAUGUGUUUGAAAUUUUCAAAAACGAUAUUGUAUUUAUCUGGUCAAGAUAAACAUUGUAUUUGUUAAACAUACUCAAUGUAUACAUCCAUGACUGAAAUACUGUAAUUAUAGUUUUAAUCAUUAAAAGCAGACAACAUAAUAAAAAAAAAUAAAAACAGCCCUUUAAUUACUCAACAGCCCUAUUGCAAAUUAAAUUUGAAGUUUUGAAAGAACAGGAUUGAAUGAAAUGUUUAAUUUUCUGUUGCUCAUGUUUUCUACCUUCUGUUGGGAAGGUUCAAAACCCCUGGCCUGCUUUUUCUACUUGUACAUAUAUAUUGUAGCUGCUGGCAGUUUUUAAAGAUUGCUCCUAUAUGAGGCACUUAGAAUGAAAUCAACAAUUGUUAUAUAAACUCAUUGGUAUAAGGUGAAAUUUGGGCAACAUUUACACAAAUGCACACAUGCACACACAUAUAUAUAUCUUCUGCUUUCUCCUUUUUGGUGAGGGCUUAGUUUAGGAGCUCUUUUCCUUGCCUUAGCUUAUGUGAUGAAAUGACUUUUAAAAAGAAUACAAUUCGUCAUAUAAUAAUUGCAUUCUUUUGUGAAGAAAAGGUUAUGUGAGUUUCUGUAUCGUCCCUGCCUCUCCCCCUGCCCCCUCCCACAGAAUGCUGUUUUGGAUGAAUGGUGGAGGCAAAGCUCCUAAGUUAGCUUAAAACAGCCAUAGGUUGCAUAGGUUGCAUACCUACCUGGGGUAGGGACUAAACCUUUGAACUUAAUGACACUUACUUCUGAAUAAAAAUGAACAGAAUUUCAGUGGCAAAGUGUAUAAUUAUUAGACUUUCAAUAAAGUCUCAAAAUUAGCACUUGGAAAAAGCAAAUUUAAAUGCUAAAUAUCUGUAGUUGCUUAUAACAUUAAUUAUAUCUGAUAUGUAUAUAUAUGAAUAUAAACAUAGUGCUUUAAUGUUCAAAGUACAUCAUUAAUCUUUACAACAAUCUUUUAAGGUAGGUAGAAUUGUUGUCUCCAUAUCACUGCUGACAAAUAGUAUCUUUAAGUCAAGUAGCUGGAUUUGAAACAAGGACUCUGGCUCACGGCUUAGGUCCCACCCACCAAUCCUAUGUCCACUCGAAAGUAAGUCCUACUGCAUUGUAUGUUGCUUACUCUCAGUGAAGAAGGGUAAUUAAGAUUAGGUGUCUUAAUUAGGAAAGUGUUUGUAGUAGGCUUGAAUUAUGCAACCUUUGGGAUUUGACGUGUGCUCCUCCUCAAGCAGAACCUUAGUAAGUCAAUUUUAGAUUGGAUUCCUGUUGCAGAGAUACCCUAGGCCACUGAUUAAAUUUUAUAUUUUGGAAUUAAGUAAAAAUUGAGUCAAUGCUUUUUAAAAAUGUAUAAAGUCCUGUAGUAGCUAUUUACUUCAAGCUUUUUUAUUUAUUUAGUUUCAUUUUCUUUUCUUUUCUUUAUUUUUAAUUAUGCUUGUUAAUACUGACCACAUUGUAGUGUCUUGGGGUGCAAUCUGUGCUCCUAUUGCUGAUGGAGUGGCCCAUGCUAGAAAGGGGGGCAGGACAGUUGUGUCCAGAUCAGAUCAGAUGCCAUUGUGUGAUGGCAGUGAGAUUGGUUUGGGAUCGAGCGGAUUACAUGUUGGUUUUCCCUUGCUCUCAGAAAGAGCCUUUUGAGGGGGUGGGGUCCGCUGGGCUCUGCCAGUAGGCCACCCACCCACCCAUUCAACAGAUGGAAGGGAAAGACUGGUGAGGAUGAGAGGCUGACUCACAAAAAACCUGAAUAAAAACUAUUUUUUAAAAAAUACAACCACAGACCUGGCAUGAUCAGGGAUUGGAUUGCUCUUCCUUUCUUAUUUCUAUGUGCCACAUCAAUAUUGUAAGUUUUUAUAAUGACUAAUCUUUCUGUAUCAUUUUCUUCUAACAGUAUUAUGGUCUGAACAUCAAAUCUUUCUAAUGUAUAGUAUGUCAUGGUGGGACACGGGUGGCGCUGUGGUCUAAACCACCUAGCCUCUUGGGCUUGCUGAUCAGAAGGUCAGUGGUUCGAAUCCGCACGAUGGGGUGAGCUUCUGUUGCUCUGUCCCAGCUUCUGCUAACAUAGCAGUUCUAAAGCAUACCAGUGCAAGUAGAUAAAUAGGUACUGCUGUGGCAGAAAGGUAAACGACAUUUCUGUGCUCUCUGGCUUCUGUCGUGGUGUUCUGUUGCACCAGAAGCAGUUUAGUCAUGCUGGCCACAUGACCCUGAAAGCUGUCUGUGGACAAAUGCUGGCUCCUUCAGUCUGAAGUGAGAGGAGCACCACACCCCAUAGUCUCCUUUGACUGGACUUAACCGUCCAGGGGUCCUUUACCUUUCACCUAUAGUACAGUGGUACUUUGGGUUAUGAACGUAAUUCAUCCCGGAGGUCCGUUCUUAACCUGAAGUGCACUUUCGCUAAUGGGCCCUCCCGCUGCCACUGCGCCGCCACCAGGCGAUUUCUAUUCUCAUCCUGGGGCAAAGUUCUUAACCUGGAGCAACUGCUUCCGGGUUAGUGGAGUUUGUAACCCAAAGCGUUGGUAACCCGAGGUACCACUGUAUGUCAUGUGUGGAAGUUAUUGUAUUACUGAUGCACUUAAGUAUGACUUUGCAAUUUUCCAUGGCUUGUAUUCAAUUCCUCAUUUAAGACUAUAUUUUUAUGCAUUGUGUAGAAGUGUAGCUUGAUCCUAUGCAUGUUCACUCAGAUAAGUCCAUUUCUAUGAGUUACUUCAAAAUUAGUAUGCAUGGGAUUGCAGCCUUACUAUUUUUUACAAUGCCUUGUUCAAGAUAAAAAGAUUUCUUGUUGAUAACAUUCGUAUCUUUGAAAUCAUAUUUAUUGAGAUUUAUUCAGGUUAAGAACAAUGAUUUAUCAGAAUCUCUUGCUCGGUCUUUCAGUAAACAGUUUCUUAAAAAAACUAUUUUAUAGGGAGCUGUGCUUGUUGUCUCAUGUGACUACUGAUUCAAAGAAUAAUAUGUUACUUGAUUGAUGUAAUACACAAAUUAGUAAACAAAUAUGUAGUCUACAUACAUCAUUGCUAAGUUUAUGCACAGCCUGAUCUGUGAAAAUUUAUCCAUUGUAUUCAAUGUGACUUGCUUCCAAAUAAGUGUUCUUAGGAUUGAAGUUUGUAGUAAGAAAUGCUGUUUAGUAAAGUAGUUCAUCCUAGAAUGAUACUUUGGCUUUUGUAAAUUGUCACUCCUAGGGCAGAGCUUAUGGCUUUGUGUUAGCAUAUCUGAGUUGACAAAUGGUGUUGAAAUCUAUCAGUAACACAGUGUGACUAUUAGUUUUUUCUGUUAAUGCAUGGACAAAGACCAGCCAGCUGGGUAGGUAGGCGGAAUGAGAAGGCAACCAACCUAAAUUCUCCCCCUUCUUCAUUUUGGGUUUUUUUUUUAACAGUCAAGUUAGGAGGGAAACACUAGCUGUGCAUCUUAUUCAAAGAUGGGAAUAAAAUGUCUAUAAACUGACCUUCAAAACCUAUACAAGAUGCUCCUUGAUAGUAAUCCAUAGCCAAAGUAUGCAUGGAUUAUACAGGGCAGCCCAACUUUUAAUACCAAGUGGGCUGCAAGAAUACUUUGACAUGGAACCCACAGACUGCACACUCCCUUGUUGCACUUGGGGGGUGGAGCAAGGCCCCUCCCCCCCUGCAGCCCUCAUGCAGCCUUCUCAAAGCUGGAUAAGUGAGGUACUGGGAUUUGGGAAGGAGGUGUGAGGCUCUGGCAGGGUCCUAGAGCCUUCCCAUCUCCUUUCCAAAUCUGAGAAAGUGCUAAUUAGGCUUUGGGAAGGAGGCUGGAGGACUCUAGGACCCUAUCAGAGACCCCAUGCCUUCCCAAAGCCCAGUGCCUCACUGACUCAGCUUUGGGAAGGAGGUGUGUGAGAAGGGUGUCAAAUGUUGCUGAGGGCUUCCCAGAAAGGCCUUGAGGACUGCAUGUGGCCCUUGGACCUCCCUGUUCUAUGAUGUUGGACCUCCCUAUUCUAUAAUGUUUGAAGGCCAAUUUAUAGACAAUUUAUCCUUGAUACCCUGUCACAGUUGUAGCAAUCUUGGCAGGGCUUUCACUGUUGUUAUCCCCUCCACACAAGCAAGGGGGCACGGGCGGAGAUGUAGGAAGUUUGUAGUUAGACAGAGGGCUGUCUUUGUGGUAGUGAUCAAAUUAAGACACUAUUUUCCUAGGCACAUGUGUGCAUGAUGCCAUCACUGCUAUUUUUAAACAAUGUGUGACCUCUGACCUGUUCUGCUAUAUUUUUGUUUUUAUUUAGGAUAUGUUUCUUGGCUACUUUAUCUACUGUUCUCAUUUUUAUGUUCUUAUUGGUACCUCUAUACUGCCUUGGUUCCUGAAAUAACUUAAGGAAGUCAAUGGAAUGAAAGUUUUGCAUCUCCUCCUUCCCACUGCAGCUAUGUGUAUCCCCUAAAAGUCUUAAUAGAAGAUCAAGGGACUCCUGAGCAAUUAGGAAGGGAAGUGGUGAGCUGCAAAGGAGGAGAUAAUUGGGUUUGGAUCCAGUAGCCCUCCCCUUCCCACAUCUGUUCAGCAUAGACCUCUUACCAUUUAGAGAGGGUUUUAGAGGUUGCAGGUGGCUUUUCGUGGAAUGAAAGGAUGCAAAAAUGUUUUUUAUGUGAACUAAAGUUACAGAUAGGGUUUCCACUAUUACAAUUUUUUAUCAGUUGAUUUCACAUACAUAUGAAUAAAUACUAGUUUCUAAUAAGAAACCUAUCAAUGCUGUAAUGCUGUUAAUUGCUAAUAAUCCCCUUGUUGCAGGUCUGGUUUAGGCUGCAAGGGAUUGUUGUACAGCAACCCUAUGCGUAAAGGUAAAGGUAAAGGUACCCCUGACCAUUAGGUCCAGUCGUGACCGACUCUGGGGUUGCGGCGCUCAUCUCGCUCUAUGGGCCGAGGGAGCCAGCGUGCAGCUUCCGGGUCAUGUGGCCAGCAUGACUAAGCCGCUUCUAGUGAACCAGAGCAGCGCACGGAAACGCCGUUUACCUUCCUGCCAGAGCGGUACCUAUUUAUCUACUUGCACUUUGAUGUGCUUUCAAACUGCUAGGUUGGCAGGAGCUGGGACCGAGCAACGGGAGCUCACCCCGUCGCGGGGAUUCGAACCGCCGACCUUCUGAUCAGCAAGUCCUAGGCUCUGUGGUUUAACCCAUAGCGCCACCCGCGUCCCCUAUGCAUACUCUGCUAUUAAUAUCUCCAUGGUUAUAGAUUAUAACCUCCAUAUAAUAUAGAUUAUAUAUUAUAAUCUUGGCAUUUUAGAAGAAAGUUGAGGUUGCCAGUGGUUUAUAACAACCAUCUAAUAAAACCAUUUAAGCUCAGUUAUAAAACAUCUGUAUUGCUGCAAAAUAAAGUUUUGUCUAUCUACACGCAUACAUGCAGUUACAGGUUUCUCCUAUGAUACUACAUGGUAUACCUCAGUUUUUAUGUGGGAAUUGUACGCUCUUCCCAUCAAUUGGGUUAGAGCUGCUACAUAAUAGGCAAGCUACCGGAUAUCCUCCAUCCUUAUUGAAAGGGAAUUGCCUGUCCCUCAGAUAUUUCUUUUUCGUUCCUUGUAGGCAAAUUCCAUGUAGUUCUGUUCUGUCAAAGUCAAGCUGCCAAAUGCUCUUCGUCCUUGCAGAUGGAUGGAGGGGGGAGCAGACGCACCACCUUUCCCUCCUUUUUUCUCACCCCAAGCAGGCUCCACCAAACACAACAAAGUAGGCUUUAGAUGGGUAUACUGUUGGGCUUGCUGUUAUCUUGGUCACGGUGGGUUUAUUAUUUCCUCUAUAUAUCUACCUAUUUUACCUAUGAUUAUUGCACUGACUUACUGUGCCUUAUUAGAAUACUUUAUAUAUAUUAAUGUUUGUCUUUAUAUGGGGGGCGCAUUGGAAGAUGGCUGACAAUACCAUCUCUCUGACCCACACGGGGUAAUUAAGAGGCUGUUAUGGGAGUAGGCAGCCUCCCUUGUUGCCCCAAGGAAAUGGGGAACACUGCCCUUGCCUGCUGUGCCCAUAAAUCACCCCCUAAUUCGAAAGAAGGGGGUGAGGGCCCUAGGCAGAAUGCCCCGUGUGGACCUCGGCUCUCCUGGACGCUGUCUCUGAUCGCGCACUAGUUGCAGCAAUUUGGAAUAAUUAAUUACAAAAGAAGCAAAUGCACAUAUUUCAAGUGAAGAAGGGGAGUGAAGUCUGCUAAUUUAAGUGACCUCUGCGAAAGAAGACGACGGGCUGGAGAAACAGGAAUAUUUUAUGAUGAAGAUACACCAAAGGCGGGGUAUGUUGACAACGGGGCUGAAUGGGGGGGGGAACCUUUUUUACUUUCCUUCUAUGUGAUUUACAAGAACCCCUCCUCAUUAGAACCGUCGGUUGAACUGACCCAAGCAGGAUGAUUAAGGUCUGUGUGGAGAUAAACUUUAACCAAAAGUAUGCUUUAUGGAGACCGAGAAGCAAUAAGAGCUUUUGGGAAUGGCGCAGCAAUUAAUUCGGAGUCGCCAUCUUGCCAAAGGAUUUAUAGCCGGGAGGAAGAAUGGACUUGUUUUCAGACUGCAUUCCUAGUGAAUCUCCUCAGAGGUUUUGAGAAAGGAGGCAGAUUGGUGAAGAUUAAUGACGCUAAGACUGUUUUGAUGUAUGGAAGUGAUGUUAUAUGGAAAACGUCUGGAUAUGGCUACUGGAUAAAAAAAUAUAUAUCCACGCAGGAUUACAAACUGUUCUAACCAGCUUGUGGAGACUAUCAGAGGUCACAAAGAGAAAGGAAAAAUAUAUGAAAAUAACAACAAGAGAUGUGGAAAAAUAAUAAGAAAGGACUGGAUAGUACUGUGAACAUCAUAAGGUUAGAUUUGUGGACAUUAAAACAGCAGUAAGAAGCAAGAAGUUGAUUGGAUCCCUUCGGAACUUGAAAUAUGGGUACCCCCAACAAAAAUUUAAAAUUCGGCUGUGUAAUUUGGAAUUUAUGUAAUUUGGUUUGAUUUGAUGUGAUUGGUCGGUUAAUAAAAAAUUAUUCUUUAAAAAAAAUGUUUGUCUUUAUAUUACUUGCCACCUUAAGGUUUUUCUAAAAGGUGGGAUAUGCAUUUAUUCAAGUAAAUAAAUACUGUUAAAAUACUGUUAGAGGAUGGGAACAUGGUUCCACAGCUUUGGUUUGCCUUGGUAACCAAGCCUCACAUAUCCUGCCUUCAUAGCUGCAAGUUUAAAACAGGAAAGUGGGGGCUAAAUGGCUUGGAUACUCUGCAGUCUCAUUCCCACCGUGGGCAUUUGUCCAUUCAGAAAUGGUGAAGGCACUGAGCAUUUUCUGGUUUGGCUACUAGAAAGGCUAAACACUCUCCAGCCUUUCUGCCAUCUUCUCCUUAGCCUUGAGGUUGGAAGGCCUGUUCUCAAGAAGUGGGGGCAGGAGGGUGUCACUGAUGGUGCUUGUAUCACCUUCAAGCAGCACUGACAAUCAAGACCAGACAAAAACAAUGUGUACCACUCUGUAAUAAUAAUAAUAAUAAUAAUAAUAAUAAUAAUAUUAUUAUUAUUAUUUGUACCCCGCCCAUCUGGCUGGGUUUCCUCAGCCACUCUGGGCGGCUUCCAUAGAAACCAAAAAUACACUAAAAUAUCACUAAAAUGUCCAUGAUAGUUUUACAAUAAGUUGCAAAACUCAGUGGGUGGAAUCCAGAGAAGCAUAGGCAUAAAGGAACUAAGGUAGUGGUAGCUAACCCAUAGGCCAGAUCUCCCCUUCCCCGAAAAAGACCCUCCCAGCACUUCUGCUACCUCAGCAGAACCAGUCUAAACCAGGGAGUGUGAAAUGUCAUCUGCGUGGUGAUACCAAAGCCCAAAAUUCAGGAUAACCUUGUUCUCAAAGGUUUCAGGUAAACUUUGAAAAGCAUAGGGAAUAAAAUGGAAUCCUGUGGCAUCAGUGCCAUGGAGCUUGGCAGAAGUUCCCAAGCAACACCUUUUGGAACUGAUGCUAUUAAGGCAUGGGGCAGCAAAAACUGUUGCUCCCCCGUUCCUAAUAGAGCCUAUCUAGAAGAAGAGCAUCCUUAGAAAACUUCUAAGAGAGAGAUAGGGAACCUAUGAUCUGCAGGUCUAACUAGGGCUGCCGAACCUCCUUAUUUGGCCUGGUAGGCGAUUUUCGCCGAGCUGUUCCCACCUGCUCUAUGUCAGCUGCUGGGCAGGUAAAAUACCUGGUUUAGCCAAAGAGAGAGAUGCUGAUCUGUGAUGCUUAAAAAGUCCUUUGCAAGGGAUUUCAUAAGAGAAUGCUUUGUAAACUGUUCUGUAAGACCUGUGUAGGCAAAAAAGUCACCUGAUGCUAUUGUGACACCAGAUGGUGGAAAGGUGGAUGGUCAUGACUAAUCAAAUCUGGGAUAUAAGGGGUGGGAUAAGAUAACUUUAUGGCUUGCUGGCCAGAUUCAGUUUUCUACUGCUGCUUUAAGAGAUCCAGGUCACACUCCCCUUGUCCGUCUCCUAUUACAGGUCAACCAUUGUGACAACUGAGGCAGUUUCUCUGCCAAAGCCAGGCAAAGUUGAAAUACAGGUGAUCAGGUCCAUCCAAGAGUGUCUGGAGUUGCAUGGCAACCACUCCCUUGAGCAGCUUUCUCAAGAAGUGAAUAUUUGCAAUUAGCAAACGAUAAUGUCUUCUAGUGUGGCAUUACCAUUGUCUUAUUCAAGAUAGAUGGCACUUUCCCCCUUGUUGCCUCCUGAAUCCAUAUGGUCAACUCUCCUGCUAGAUGUUAGACUAAGAAGGUGAAUGGUUGAGCGAAUAUGUUGUGGGCCAUAACUUGUUUCAAUACCUGAAAUUUAAUUUAUAUCUGACUGUGCACUAGACACCUUCAUAGACUGAACUCCUAUAGUAGUGGAUGUUACCUGCUUAGAGAAAAUCUUUAUAUCUGAUAUUACCCUUAGUUUUAAGCUUUAUUUGGGCUAUUUGCUAAAACUGUUUCACAUAAAUCGAUAAGACCAAGAGCCUGCAAGCAAUUUUGUUCAUCUUGUGCAGGUUGCUUUGACUGGUUUGUGUGCUUUUUGUUUGUUUCAUUAUACAGUGGUACCUUGGGUUACAUAUGCUUUGGGUUACAUACGCUUCAGGUUACAGACUCCGCUAACCCAGAAAUAUUACCUCGGGUUAAGAACUUUGCUUAAGGAUGAGAACAGAAAUUGUGCAGUGGCAGCGCAGCGGCAGCAGGAGGCCCCAUUAGCUAAAGUGGUGCUUCAGGUUAAGAACAGUUUCAGGUUAAGAACAGACUUCCAGAAUGAAUUAAGUUCUUAACCCGAGGUACCACUGUAAUAAUAUUGUUGUUGUCGUUUAGUCGUGUCCGAAUCUUCGUGACCCCAUGGACCAGAGCAUGCCAGGCACUUCUGUCUUCUACUGCCUCCCGCAGUUUGGUCAAACUUAUGUUAGUAGCUUGGAGAACAUUGUCCAACUAUCUCGUUCUCUGUCAUCCCCUUCUCCUUGUGCCCUCAAUCUUUCCCAAUAAUAUAGAUAAUAGCAAUUUUGAUUUCUUGUUAAGUCGUGCAUUUUUGUCUUUAAAAACAAUCCCUUUAUAUUUAAAGCUGCCUUUGUUUGCUGUUGUAUACUGUAACCACCAAGAGUUGGUGUACAAAGAACUUUUGUUAAACUCGUUGAAUUGUAAUUAUUGUUCUUGCAUGAGCGUACAAUACAAUCAGUGGCUCCUAAGAAUGUUUCUUACAAACCAGCUUUGUAUAGUGUCAGGCUGAUGGGUUGUCUAAUUGAAUAGUGUGUCCCUUGACUUGAUUGCCUCAGAACCUAAACAGAUGACUUUUCUAGUGAACCCACCCGAGGUAGCUUGACCAGAGAUACUAGGGACUGAGAUGGAGACAUAUAUGAAGUGUAUGUUUUGCCAGGGACCAGUGUUUGAAAUUAGCCAGGUGCCAGGCACAUUUUGCACCUGGCUUUCGAUCACUUGCAACCAAGUGACUAUGCCUGGGCACCAGGAUGGUGUCUGAUAUCUUCACCAUGCAUGCCUGGUCAUCAUUGGAUCUGGACUGUUUUCACACACUAAUAUCCCAUUCUGUAGAAUUCUAUCAGUUAUAUUUUAUCUGCACAAUCAGAAUGAAUUUCCAGUACCAAAAUGCUUCUCUAGUGCAUCCUGAGAAGGAGCAGUCACCAGUAAGAAAUAGAGGUUGGAAUAGGCCAGUAUAUAUGUGCACUGCCCCUGGAUCAAGCGACUUUUCUUCUUAAGUUCCCAAAGCUCAAAGUUGUCAUCUGAACUAGCCAGAUGUUUAACUGAGAAUCAACCACACUCAAUCCAUCAUUUGAAAAAUAAGACUUUAGAACUGUCUUGCCCCAAAAUGGCAACUAAACAUUCCGUUUUGGCAACUGUAACCUUGGUUUAAGGAGCCAUUUGGCACCUAGCUUAUAUAUCUGAGUUUCUAACACUGCCAGGGACACCUUGUGAGAUGGUGCAGAUGGUAAAAUGUUGCUGCCAUGUGAUUCCAGGCCUUUGCUUGCAGAUAUAGCUUGAUGCCAGUAGCAAAUUGCAAAUGAAGUCUAGUAAAGUUUAUGAUUAGACUAGGGCUGUGCCAAACUAAAACCUGUUCUCCAGUUUCUUGAUGUUUUGUUAGCCUGUAAGAGCCUUCUGUUUUUCUGCCUCAUUUGUGGGGUACGUAGAAUGUUAUAAUUUUGGUUGGUGCAGGGCUGUAAGACGCUCUCCUCUCAAUUGGUUAAUAUUCAUUCAUAUAAGGAGUUUGAUAAUUUGUGUUGACAGUCCCGUAAAACCAGUUUAUAAUUUGCUUGUAAAAGAAAUAUUCUGGAUGCAGAGUUGGAGAGUAUACAUUCAACAAUGUUGAAUAGAUUCAGAUUCUCUAAUGCAUGCCAGUUUGUGUUCAGCUGUGUUGCAUUACUAAAAAUAAAUGUACCCUCUCUGGAUUGAGCAUUCUGGAGGAGGGAUAAAGAAAAUGAAUUAUCUGUCUUGUUAAUGUACUAAACAUUUGCAUUUUAAGUAACUUCAUAAUGUGUAUUCCCUUCUGGUUUGAACCAUAAGAUGACUUAGUAGAAAUUACAUGAAACAAGCUAUAGCUAGAGUUGAUCAAGUGCUUGGGUAGGGGCCUAUGCAGGUUAGAAAUAACCAUGACUAAUAUGGAUAGAGUUGUAAUUGUGAACUAUGACUAGGAGCAGGAGGCAUGAAGAGAGUUGGCUGACAGGAGGGAGUAAGUAACACUGGGGCCCAUUCCCAGUCCAGAUCAAGGGAACACCAAUGUCUGUACAAGAUUUGCUUCAUCUUUUUGGAUACAGAAUUUUGUCAAGCAGAUCCCCAUCUGCCAUAAAAUUCAGUGCAAUUUUAAAGUCUCCUUCAAAAAAAAGUAUUUUAUCUUGAUUAGCCUGGGAUGAUCAGUCUUUUUCACAACCUCUAGUUCAGUUUCAUCAGCAUAUUGAAGAAAUUGCAUUCUAUAAACUCAACAACCUACAGCAAUUUCAUGUAGACAUUAAAAAAAAAGUACAGUUAAAUAGGAAAUUGUUUUAGAAUUGGUAGCUGCUCCACUUCCAUUCCACUCUGAUAGUAGGAACCAGCAAAGCUUCAUAUGCAACAGUUGUCUGCUGCUCUGAUCUUCCCCCGCCCCAGCUAGGAUUGCUCUGUUAGUAUGUUUUUAUCUACCUUUGUUAAUUGAACUUCCUGUUGAUUAUAAUAAAAGGAUUGGAGACAAACUAAUCCCUGAACACCCUACAGGACAACUCUCAGGGGAAGAAGCAAUAGUCAGCAACAUUGUUGCAUAUAUACUGACUGCCAAAUAUAACCAGAGUUCUAGCUUUACUGUAUUAAGAUAAGCACAACUUUGCAGGUUAUAGUUUUCACCGUCCAGAAACAAACAAACAAACAAAAAGCCCCACCCCUUUUCUGAAAAGUGGGAAUAAUCUUAGACCUUAAGAAGAACAUGUUAAAAACACAGCUGUUCUGGGAUCUUUUUAAUGCUUGUUCCUCGCCUUCUUUUUAAAAGCUGCUUUGUCAUUUUCAUAAUACGUAAACAUAAUCAAAAAGAAAAACUCCUUUCUACCCACCUCUCAAGCCCCAGUCCCAUUCAAAUACACACAGAUAAUUCUCCUUCAAAUAAAAGUAUAUUUCCAUAUGUCCCCAAAGGUUGCUGGUAGUCCAUAGCUAUGUUCUUUUGUAGUUGCUUAGUAAAUAAAGCUGAACCAUGUUUAUAAAAUUUGUCUGAUCGUGUGUCGUUCCUUUGGUCUUCAGCUUUGUAAGUCAGUUUUUCCAUUAAUAUCAAGUCCUAUACCUGCUUAAACCACAUUUAAAACAAAUCAGCAUUUAGAGUUCUCCAGUAUCAAACAGUUGUAAGGUCUUCUUCCAUCGUAAGGUAAGUUACAAGGUCCUUCUGAAUGAGAUCCACGAUGUCUGUAGAGUAGAUGGAACGAAGAGAAAUCCUGUGGUCUAUAUCACUCAUUUGAGCCAUGAUCAAUUCAGUUUCCCAAUAAACCUUAUAAUGACUACCAGAUAUGAAUAAAACACCCAAGCUGCAACUGUUUUUCCAGCAUUGUGACAGGAUGCUUUUGUUAAAUUUAUUAAGCAGGGAGGGUUGUUUUUUUUUUAAAAAAAAAUCCCAGAUCAGCUAGGUUUUUAUUUUUUUAAAAAUAGGAAACACGAGUGGUUUCAGCACAAUAAUUGAGCUUAAAAACAAGUGAAGUAAUUUACCUUGAAGCAUUAGUAAAGUGCUAUUUUACUUUUAAGUAAUAUUAAGCAAUCCUUCGAGGCCAGUGUACGAUUCUAUACCAUAUUGAUAUUGCAGCAUUUCAUUUAAAAAAUGAAACGUUUGUUCAUUGUAUCUCACUCCAUAUAAGUUACCAAAAAAAUUAUAAACCACCUACUGCAUUAUGUUGGUAACUGCUGAUUUUGGUUGUAUCUGAUAGGAUUGUAAAUAAAUGUGCAUAAGUUACACAUUACCUUUAUUUGGGUGCACUAAAAAUAGUAAUGCAGCUUUGUUUUUAGGGGGUUGCAAGGCCCAACAGAUUGGUUCAUUGAUCUAUACGCAUAUGCUUAUUUAAUUAUUUAGAUUCAGUCCUACCCUCAAGUCUUGUUUCACAUGAGCUUCUCUGUUUCCAGGGCAGAUAUGUAAAGAUAAUUUGUUCCUCAGUCAAUUUGGUUGAUUUCUUCCUUUGUGUAAAGCUUUACUUUAGCUUUGAUUCUGUUAAAAAAUGCCCCGCUCCCCAUUCUGCACUUAAAGAGCUCAUAUUGUAUGAUUUUAUUGUUUUACUUUUUAAAUUAAAACCAUGAUAUUGGUCUAGUUGCAUAAAAUGUUUUAUUGGAAUGAUGCUACAUCUUAUAGUUUUUUUUUAACUUAAUUUAACUUAAUAAUAACACUUAUCUUUAUGUAUUCUCAAACUUUAAAAAUACAGUAUCAAGCUUUUUCAUGGUUUCUUUAAAACUAUGAAUUAAUAUUAAAACAUUUUGGGAUACUCCUAGCCACCUCCUAGGGGUAGCAUGCCUUGCAUAUACUAUGUAACUUCAGGUGUCCUCUUUUCCAAAGCAACUUUACAGUCUGCCUUCAAAUACAGGUCGAAUUUUAGGCGCAUCCAACUGAUGCAUAAUUGCUGAUGUGUGGGUCCUUUUGGACCCAGAAGAGGGCAGAAUGGGGCGUGGGUGGUAUGGGUAGCCAGGAAUGGAACCCCCAUGUGAAAUAGUUACUGCCUGUACGGGAUGCCUAAUGAUGCGCUUGAGGCAUAAGCAUCACAACAACAUUUGUACACCCAGGCCUUUGUGCACUUCUGCAGGAACUCUCUAGCUCUUAACAACUUGAACGAUCAAAGGACAGCAUGCUGUGCUUCUGUUUUAACCACAAUGUAAAACUGGGCUGAAGCUUCUUGAAUUAUUUUUCUGUAAAAAGUGUGUGUCUCUUUUGAUGGGGUUUCAGUCAUAACUUCUGGAGUGCAAAUAAUUGCCGAUAUAGUGAAUCUGCCAUUGAUUGUUUUGUGAAACAGUGUUAGCUGAUGCCACUUAUUUUAUUUCUGCACAGGAAUCUCCCACAAAAUUAAAUACAUGACUGUAAGAAAGAAGAAAUCUAUGUUGAUAGACUGUACUAUCAAAAACCUUCUCUUCAGUCUGCAAAGCCUUCAGCUUUUCUCUAUGCCAUGUUGUGUGACUGUUGUCCCAUGAGGAAUUUGUCUUCAUGAAGAUUCCUAAUAUUGGUAAUGUGAUGAAUAAAUUUGAGAUCCUUGGGGUUGUUGGUGAAGGUAAGCACAUGUUUUAUUGUGUUUGUAAUAUUUUGUUGCGAGCCACCUAGAGUGCUUGGGGCAACCCAGUCAGAUGGGUGGCAUAUAAAUAAUAAUUUUGUUGUUGUUGUUGCAUCCUUUUUCAGUUCAUUUUGGGACUAAGUGCAUGAUGGUGCACAGACAUAACUAGAGGGAGAAUAAAAAUACGAUGGUGUCUACAGGAAUCUCUUUUGGACCUCCAAAUAUGGUUAUAGUUAGGGACAAGCUUUUUUUUAAUUUUUUUUUAUUGCAAAUCACUUUACACAAAACAUUAAAGAUAAAGAAACAAUUAGGACAUACAAACAAAAAAAAUACCCCAAUAACACCUCUAAACUUUAACUAAUAACACAACAUCUAACAUCAUGUACUCUUUUGACUUCCGAAUCACCUCUUUGUGCUUUCAACGUAUUCUUAAUAGUUAGGGACAAGUUAAUGCUUUUUUAAGAGAGAGCUAAUGAUGGUAUGAGGAAGCUACUGGUGCACAGACUAUGCAGACUCCUAGGUAUCUGCCAAAAUAAAUUUUAAAAAACACUACAAGCAACCUACAAAAUCUUUUUUAUGGGGAGAAGGAGAAUAAUUGUCCGCUAUGGGGAGCAUUAACUAUCAUCUCUCUCUCUCUCUCUCUAAAGGUAUCUAUUGCUAGCAUAUUCUCUUCUGACAGACAAUGUUCUGUUACAACAUUAGUGUGAUAAGGCCCUAAACAGCUUGGGACCAGGUAGCCUUAGGUAGUCUCAUCUUGGUCCUUGGGAUCUCUGCAGGGAGUUCCUUUCGUCCAUAUCACUAUACCAUACAUCCAGGAAUGCUGUGGAGGGGCUUCCAUGGAGGUGGUAACUAUCAUUUGGAAUGAUCUCCCCACUGAGAUUAGACAGGCACUGAUGCUGGCCUACAAUUAAAACUAUUUCUAUUUAGUCCUGACCACUAUUGCUAUUUCUGGAUGUCCCUCUUCUUUACUGUGAUUGAUUUUUUAAAAAACAGAAAAAUUGAUUGUGUGUGUUGUAUCUUUAUUGUCAUUUUUAUGGCUGUAUAAAGAGCUUUGGUAUAUAUUUUAGAAAUAAAAAGUGGUGUGUACACACACACACACACACGCACACACCUACCUACAUACCAUAAUAUAUAUAUUCUAAUAGCUAAUAGUGUUUCUUUAUUUCCCAGCUCUAAAUCUUGGUGUAUGAAGCAGGGAGGGAAUUCCCCUGCUUCUCUGAAGCCUAGAAAAGGAUGGGGCCUCUCCUUAAUCAUAAUCACUCAAAACAAGCUGUCUCACUGUUUUAUACAUUUUCAUGCAAGCUCAGGAAGAACCCAUCCGCUCUAUCAAGCUUGCAAAGUAUGCAGUGCUUGCCUAAUGUCCAGAAACCCUCAGGAGACAAGGCUGUUCCUUUUCCUUUUGCAAAGAGAAUGUUGUUGCCAAGUGCAUCAUUUUCCUGGCUCCAGUUUUGAUCCCUAGCAUUAACAUGCAUUUCUUUCUUGUGUAUCAGUGUGUACAAAGCACAUAUCAGUAGUGAAUAAACUGAUUCAAAUUUCUAGAUGCUUGCUUCGCCAAACCUUUUUUAGGCAUUACAAAUAUAAGCCAUCAUAAAACAUCCAUAUGUAAAAUUUUAAAAUAUAUACCAAUAAACAGCCAUGUAAAAAUAUGUAAUAAGGAUUUUCAUUGGAGUUUCUUCCUGCUAACUAGUGCCAUUCACCACUCUGAGAGAUACCAUUAAUAAAAACUCAGCCACCCUUGCAGUUACUUCCGGGUUAAUGUCAGACAGAUAGAAUCUGAUAUUUUCAUUGUGCUGUGAUGUUAGACUACCCAAGAAAGGGGACAGCACACGUUUGAGUUGCUGGUUGUACAAUGGACAGCAGAAAAGGAUAUGUUCUACUGUGUCUGGCAGAUUGAUUUCUGGAUGCAGACUCAUCUACUUAAUAACGUAGCAUCUUGGUACUAAUUUCUGAAAUGCUUUUAGACACUUUUAAUGUAAAGGAAGGUAUAUAUUAUUGUUGACCAGCCUAAGCUUCCCUGUGUAAGCUUUGCUGGUCCAACGUUUGCUCAUUACUCCUUAAAAAUAAAGCUGAUGAUAUAACAGCAUUUCUAUCACCUCUGUAUUUUUAUGCUGCAGACAUUCAAAAGUACAUUUGUGUGCAUGUGUUUAUUCCUUUAUAGAGUUCUGCUUUCUAUUGAAAGAUACAAGCAUCCAUGGUUUCAAACUAUGUAAAAGAAUCAAAGAAUUUGAAAACUUACUAGCCAAUUUUCAGUGUAUUCAGAGUUGCCUCAUAUUACUAAAUGUUACAGCAUUUGGUCUAAAUAAUGAGGAGGGGUGUGGGUAUAUUUUAAUUGUGUAUGCUUGUAUAUAUAACAAUUCCUGCCUUCUGGUGGCUAACCUCUUUUUCCCCUCUUUUUUAAAAUGGUGGUCUAGGAGCCUAUGGAGUUGUUCUUAAGUGCAGGCACAAGGUAAGAAAAAUACUUUUAAGCUGUGUAAUUCAAGUUUCCAUGAUGAAAUUGUAUAGAUGAAAUUUAGAGUAAAUUGCUACCAUAUGCAGAGCUGAUUUGGCAUCCCUUCUUCCCUCCCUUCUUCCCUCUCUUCCUAGUUUGAGGCAACCCAUUGUCUACUGUUUUAUCUGAACCAAACUAAUAUUUGAUUCUGGUUUGCAUAAACUAGGGCUUGUCUCAGUAGAGGGAAGGGUUUUGCUGUGAGGUAAAGGCAGAAGGGAGUUCCUUUAAGACUUGUUUAUAUUUGUGUGAAGGUAUCCCUUCCUUCAGGGACUUGCUGGGCAGAACACUCUUCCACUCUUUCCGCACAUGCAGUCCAAGCCCUUUCACAGAGGACUCAUUGCUAAGGGGACUCAUUGAUUGAAUCCCACCUGUUGUUUUGAUUUGUGUUGGACCAAAUCCUAUGUCCUCCAGAGGAUUUUACAGUAAGCUCCUUGUGGUAGCUAAGUUUCAGAGGGAACAUUACGGAAAAGGGGGAACCAUGUUUUUAAAAAAGAAAGCUGUGUUUUAUAAAGUUUCUGAUUCAUGAUAAGGAACCAUUGUUUUUUUUAAAAAGUAAGAAGUUCCACUUUGUUAUGCAAGUCAUCACUAGUAGUUAAAGGAGCAUUUUCUUUUAAUUGUGCACAAGCUAUGUGUACAAUUCUGAACCUUGUGUUCAUUUUUUUGCUUGCCUUCUUUCAAAAGUAUGGGUGAAAUAGCCAUGUAUAUCUAACCUCAUAAUAUGGGGGGGGGGAAUAGAAACAUAAGCCUUUUGAUGUUCAAUCACAAUCUCACUGUCGGUAGUCUGGAUUGCACAGACAAAUUUUUCAUGUCUUCCACCUGCUUAGCAUUUAAGUUACUCAGCAGAAGACUGCUGAGUUGCCUGCAGUUCCAUGAAAAAUGACAUCUCUGAUUUAAAAAACUGCUCAAACCAGUCAGGCUUAAAAGCCACUACAUAUCUUAUGUUAAACAAGAUGAAAAGACCUAGUCCAAAAGCUAGCUCCUGUGAAGUUACUGAGAACAUAAAAUAAUCGCAUGCAGUGAAUGUAUUGAAGAGCACUGAUUCUCAACAUUUAUAUCCAGAUCCUCUGCUUAUUUAUUUUGGAAAGAAAUAUCACUGGUUUUAAAUCCCAAUGUAAUAUUUUCUAAGCAAGUGUGCCUACGAUUGCAGCAUACAGGUGUGUGAAAAUGUUUCCACAAACACAACUGGUGUUGCAUGUAAUACCGGAGGUGCUGCUUUCAGUAAAUGUAGUUCAGUAUAUGUGAAUGAAGCUUUAAUCUGAAGCUCUGAGAACAAUAUGAAAUACUGUGAUUAGCACAUAUCUGCAUCUAAUCAGCAUUAGUGUUUACUCUAGCACUUUGUUCUUUCAUAUGAAAGAACCUUAUCCAUUUUCUGCUUCUGAAUGAAGGUAAUGUAAAAGAGUGCAAAUACUGGAAAGAUAAAAUGUUAAGUUUCCAGUAAAAUAGGCCAAGAAAGAUUUGAAAAGCAAAUCACUUAUAAUAUGAAAGCUAGGGAUAAAACAGUAUUGAAGUACAUGACAGAUGAAAAUAUGACCAGAUAGCCACUAAAGACUGUAAGAAGACAAAGAUAUAAAUUAAUCUGUCGUAGAAAAUAGGAUAAUUGUUCAGAAAUGUAGUGCAUUCAUUUGUAACUUUAAUUAUUUAUUUUAAACUUAAAUUAUUUUGCUGACUUCACUGUGCUGAGACACCCCAACAAAACUUUUUGAGGUGUUUAUAUUGAAAUUAUUGUGUAAUAGAAAUGGCAAAAGAUGAAGAUUUAGAAAUAAUUUAAAACUAAAUAGAAAGCCACUCAACCAAGUGUUGUAAUUAAAUAUAAAACAGAACAGCAGACACGAAGAAAAAUUAUUUUUGCACACGGUGCAUAAUCUUUUUACACCUUUGUUGUGUUAUUCCCUCACCUCAAUUGUGCUCCCCUUUUUUCUAAACUAGAAAGUUUAGAACCUUUCAUUACAGGGGACUUUUUUGGCCCAUUGAGCCCUGUUUGCCCUAUUCUGCACCUAUUUGAGCUCUACAAUAUCUUGAAGUCAAAUCAUUAAUCUUUGAACUCAAAUAUGAGUAUGUUGGGCUUAAAAUCCUGGAGAGAUGUUUUGACUGACUAGCCUCAGUCAAUAGCAGGAAGCCUGGAUUUUGAGUUAAUGGAAGUUUACACGCAAUCUUCAGAGGCAGCCCUACAUUCAAUACAUUAUAGUAGUCAAUCCUCGGUAUUGCCAAAGCUUGGAUAACUGAGACCAGGCUCUCUGCCUAAUGUGAGACCAUAACUUGUUCAGUGUCUAAAAUGAUUGAAGGUGCUCCUUGCCACAGAGACAAGUGGCCUCUCUUGGCAGUGUUGAGUCCAGCAUCGGACUCGCAAACUACAAAUGCAAUGCUUUACAGACAGUGCAACCACAUUCAGAACAGGUUGAACACCAUCUGUCAGAAUAAAGAAACUACCAGCCCAUUUUAUCAUGAAUGAGCUGCAGUUUAUUGGCCUUCAUCCAGCCUCCUUCUGAGUCCAGGCACCAAUUCAGCACUUCCAUUGCCUCGUUUGAAUGUGAGGGAACUGGGUGUUGGUACUGCCCUUUUAAAUUUUAUCCCUGUGAGAUUUUGUGUGAUUGGUAGUGAAUAAAUUGUAAGGUGGUUGGAAGAAGAUAAGAAUAUUCACUGGGUGUGUUUGGUGUGGGUUGGUUUUUUUUUAGGAGGGGAAGGGAAGUGUGUAUGUGACAAUUUUACUUUUUAUUGAGUCCAGUUGAGAAUGUUUUAUUUAAUAUGAUGAAGAAACUGAAAAAUAUCUCAAGGAUGUUAUCUGGUCACUUUGCUAGAUAGGGGUUGUUGUGUUCUUGGCCUCCUAUUUUAUAGAAGACAUCCUUUUCUCCCAAGCCGCUUGGGAUUUUUGACUCUGGGAAAGACUUUGCAUUGAAGUGCUUCUUGAGAUGCUCAAGGACAUUUGGAGCUGGCUUGUAUAUAGUGCUAAGUGUGCAAGCUAGAAUGAGCUGUAGUGAAGGCUUGAACUCAUGAGCUCUCUUCUCUUCCAGAAGAAGAAUUUAUGCCACGUUUCAUUUCAAAUUCCAUAAAUCUUGACUGCUUUCGUAUGAAUUGAAUAUUUGUGGCUUCAAACAGGUUCACAAUCCAUCGUUUGCAGUGGGCUUGUUUUAGUUGUAAGAGUUUGAACCAUGGUCACAGAAGCAUAGAAUUGUAGAGUUGGAAGGGACACCAAGUCCAACUCCCUGCAGUGCAGGUAUGCAGCUAUUCUACUGUACAUUAUUGGUGAAAACUGAAAGUAGGCUAGGCAGAAAUCUUUUGUCCUGCAAUACAGGUGCUGAGGUGGAUUUGGACUCUCACAGAGCACUAUGCCAUGAGACAUGUAUGAUAAAUAACUGAUACCUUCUUGCUUCAGAAAUAUUCUUUCCAUAUGUGUGUGCAAAUUUAGUCAACAAUGAAAUAAUCAAUUUAAACUCAUAUAAUCAAUCUUAAUUGCAGUCUUUUUGCAAUCUGUGUUCAUGUUAUGCCAGACCAAAGAUACACUGGCAGAAUGGCCAGUGUCCCCCGUGUCUGGUAGUGGGGAAACUCACAACCAGAAAAUGGCCUAUAUACCCCUGGGAUCUAUGGAAAAGAAUGCAGCUGCCCACUGAUCACAGCCCCCUGCCACACAAUACAGACAGAAUGCAAGAUAACACUUUAUAAGGCCCACUGCCACAGUUCGCAGUUACCCCUGUACAGUGGUACCUCUGGAUGCUCCGUUCCGGAGCCCCGUUCACAUCCAGAAGCGAACGCAACCCGCAUCCGCAUGCAUGCGCGUGCGUGGGUUGUGAUUUGGCGCUUCCGCGCAUGCGCGUGACAUCAUUUUGAGCAUCUGUGCAGGCGGCGAAACCUGGAAGUAACGCGCUCUGUUACUUCCGGGUAGCCGCGGAGCACAACCCGAAAAUAUUCAUCCCGAAGCUACUUCAACCCGAGAUAUGACUGUAUUGCUAGCCUCUACCUUGAAUACCCUUUAUGCUACUCACAGCCACUGUUUUCGAGUAGAAUACAGAGAGCUUACAUAGCUCUCUAGGCAAGAGCCCUGGAGAGGUGCUUUCACAGCCCUCUGUGGAACGGGGUCAAGACCUACUGGAGGGGAAAAAAAGAUUUUUAUCAAGCAUCCAUUGGGAGGGGUCCAGAAUAUACAGAACUCUUUCAGGAAGGGAGUCUGAGGAACCCAAGGCAAAUAGUGGCAACAAGAGGCAUAAUUAACAAUUGCUGGAAUGCUACCUGGCAGGGCUGGCCUAUCAGUCAAAAUGAAGGAGGUGGCCCUGCUAGGUGGCAUUCCUACAGACCUAGACACCCAGGCACACCUAGGUCAAUUAGUACUAUUGCAUAAAAUAAUAGUCUGUCUCCCCCAUGGGACAACCAGCCCUUUUGGCCCACCCCCUCUCUUGGCAACCCACAUAACCAGCCCAGCCCUUCUCCACCAGGCUGGCUCAUAUACCCUGGCAGCAGUACCCACCUUUUUAUGUUGAGAUUCAUAGAGACACCAUUGACCCUUUGCUGAAGAGGCUUGCUGAUCUUUCAGACAAGUCUAAACUUAAUUCUCUCCACUUAGGCAAAGAUCAUAAGACGACCUGACUGGUAGCCAGAUUCUGUGUCCAGAUUUGUAGGCACAGAUCAUCUUCUAGAAUAAAAUAGCUUACUAGGGAAAUGCUGAAGUUGCCAUUUGGGGCGCCUCAGGGUUAAUUUUUUAUGGUAGCCCAAAUCUCAGUUGUACAGGUGUAUGUAUAUAUCUCAGUUUUAACUCAUGAGUUAUUGCUGCAAUCUGUUCCGAUUGUACAUUUUAUCUUUAUGAACGCUGUUUUUUAUUGUGUUAUGUUAUGUGAGCUGGUCUUUGACCGUAAUAAAUUAUCUAGAGGACUGCCCCCUCUCCUCACAGUACAGGGUGCUUGAUUGAGCAUAGAGAAGAGGGACUACUACUUCUGAGCUCAUCAUGGUUCAUGUUUCACUCCACCCACUCAGAAUCCUAUCCCGAGGCCAGCUGAAGCUAAAUCAUAUUAGAGAGGGUGUGGGGGGAAGAACCCAUGUGUACCAGUGCCUGCUGACAGAGAAACAAUACAUGGAAUGUUCAAAGCCUUUAUUGGGUUAGAAUCAGUGUAUUAUGAAUAGGAAAUAACAUUAUCUGGAGCGUUGCCAACUGGUCAUCUCAGCAGUGGUCAUCUCCUGUUCCUUGGACAAGGGCUCUAUAGACAGUAGAGUAGCAGGUGCAGUGUCUCUUACGGCACUAUUGCUUAAAUGAUAUGUCUGUUCAGGGUGUGGCCCUUGAGAGCUGCAAUUUCUUGGUUUUUUGGAAGCUGGGUGAAUAGGGAAGCCUUUUAAAACACAGCUUGUUAAACGAAAAACUUUUUUUGUUAAAUGAUUCUUAUAUGCCGCCACCUUCAACCUGGAUAAACACAGGGAAGUUAUGUGUGGGAUGGGUCUGUCUUACACUUGAAGGAUCACAAGAUUAGCACUAGAAGUGACCAAAAGGCCAGAGUGUAUGAAUUCUGGUGUGUGGGGGGGGAGAGACCCUCCCUAGCCAAAACAGGAUUAUUGAAAAGUCAAGAGCUUGCUUACUAAUUUACAAUCUUCCAUAGUUUACAUCUUCACCAAGUGUAGAACCUGUCUUCCUGAAACUAAUUAACAUUUAUGGCAAAUAUGGAAUACUGCCAUGAUUAUGUAAAGAGUAAUUCACAAGCAGUGCCAUCUGUAGAUUGUUAUGACUUUCUGGCUAGCUUCUGAUAAAGUAACUUCCUGUGCAGUUCUUGUAUUUCAGCUUUUGCAGGGAUUAGUUAGUUACUGGAAUAGCAUCAAGAAUAUAUAUUGUUAAUUGUUUGGUUUUUACUCUAUAUGCUCUUGAUUCUUUAGUAAGAAAUCACCUUAAUUCUCAGUGUUGGUACUGUGCAACCUGUUUAGCAUGAAUAGAAGCUCAUAGCUUUUAUACCAUAGUCUGUGCAAUUUGAAGAGAAGACUCACUAUUCAGAACUAGGUAAUGAAUAUGGUAGAAAGUGGCAAAGUGAUUCUGUUCAGUGUUAAUAUUCGUUGGAUCAUCUCUUUCGAAUGUUCUGGUAGAAAGGGACAUGGAGCCACUUUUGGCCAGAGAGCUGGAUCCUGUUGUGGUCAGCCUUCUACAAGCCAAAACUGACAUCAAAUCACCUGACAUUAUACAAUGGUGGAUCUGACUAUGGCUUUGAGUCUUGUAUUUGGCACCCACUUGAAACAGUGGAAGCCUUUUGCUUGCAAAGGAACAAAUAGGGGCAUACUCUAGGGUUCUGGAUUGGUUUUUUAUAACCAUAGCUUUGCCUGUCCCUGAUCGUGGUUAGGGGAGACAGCCUGGUGGACACAAUAGGCCUGGUGACUUUAAUUUGGCCCAAGCACCAGAGGUUUCCUUACUUGUAUUCUAGAAAAACCACACAUACAUAAAAUAACCUCCCAAAGUGCUUUAUCCAAAGGAUCUAAAUGGUAUUUUGUUUCAGAUAAGUAAUCCCAAUUGAACAAGCUUCAAAUGCUUGUGAUGCUUAUCUCAUACUAUGAACCUUUAUUUAAUUCUCAAAAGAUUGAUUUAAUGCCAGGUUUCAAUCUAAGAAUAGUAAUAUAUUAAGUGUAUCCAUAUAUUGUUUUGCACCUGGUGAUUAAAAGUAUUUUUUCCUUCUAAUUUCAUUUUUAAUUUACUUUGUUUCUUUGAAAGUAUGUUUACUGUUGUUUUAAUUUCUGUGCCACAUCUCCAAGGCUCCUGGUGGCUUACCAAAGAAAACCAAAACCAAAACCCAAACACCCUCCCAUAACAACAGCAACCACCCAUGGCAUGGGUGUAAGUAGAGUUUUGGUCACAUGAAAAGGCUUUCACACCUUCCUCCUCCUCCUGCAGCCCUGAAAACCGACUUCUGAGAGCUGGAGAGCCCUCAUGUCAUAACAUGAUAUGGUGUGAUUGCUGCAAUGAGAGGAGGACUUUGUAAAAAGCCCGGAAGGAGUUCCUCCCCUUGCAUUGAAAGGUGUUCCUGUAUGCAACAGGCCCUUUGGAUUCGAGCAAAUAUAAAACCUCAUAAAAAAUAGCAUAAUUUCUAUUUAGUUGAUCCAGAAAGACUAGCCAGCCAGAUAAAUGCCAAGUGAAAAAGCUGAUCUUUACAUUCUCCACUAAAAAUCCAAUACAUUGGAAGAACUGCAGACCUCUGAGCGGGAAUUUUUCUUGUAACCUCGGGGACGGCUAUAAAAGCCCUGCUUUUAACUACAACAUUUCUAGGCCUUCACAGAUUUGGAACACAAAGUAGCACUAGAUACUAACUGAAAGUAAACCUUUAUUGCAGAACCUUGAUGUUUAUUGGAUGGUGGGAUAUUUGUGUGGUUUGACAAAGAGCUGAUUUUGCUGCCUUUUUUAUUUAUAGGAAACACAUGAAAUUGUGGCCAUUAAGAAGUUCAAAGACAGUGAAGGUAUUUUUUCCACUUGCAUAUAUCAAUGCAUUGGUGAGGAAAUUCAGCAGGCUUUGUGUCUUAAGAUAAAAAUCUGUCCCAUUAUAUAAUGCUUAUUUUAGUGUCGUUUGUGUUAAGCAUUGACUAUUUCCGAGACUCACAAUAGCUACUUAAAAGCUAACUCUUUUGUGUGGCAAAGGGGACCUAAGGAGAUUUGUUCCAAAGCUUCUGCUGACACAAUGCUAGAUGUUUAGUGUUAAACCUGUAUGCUUUCCACAUUAUGAACAGAUUUUAACUUUUAUUUUUGGUACUUAUAGCUCCCUUUAAUUUAUUCCAAGUAGUUAAAAUUAUUUUCAGGAAGGAAGGUUAAACUUUUUAUGUUGCAGUCAAUAAUAAUAAUAAUUUAUUUAUACCCCGCCCAUCUGUCUGUAUGUCAUGUAGAUCUUCAAACUUACUAAGAAUGAUAUAACUGAUGCAAUUAGAUCUUAUAAUUUUGAGAAACUUGCUUUCAUAUCCAAUAUAGAAAUAAACUCUUGUCUUAUUAAUCUUCAGUUCUUGAAUUUUUAACUAGAGAACAUGGGACUCUUGAUUUCGAUAGGGUCGUUGAUACGCUACUAGUUUAUUUCAUACAGAUUCACAGUUUUUAACUGCUCUGUAUAAUUUAUUUAAACUUGCUCUCUCAUCUCAAAAGGCCUUUUUCAUUAUCAGUUUGUCAUAGAUGCUGACAUAGUCUACUGUCAAUGUCACACACACUCCAUCACAAACAUAAUUCAGGGGAAAGCAGCAGGCAUAUAAUUGAUCGUCCCAGAUUCACAGAAUCAUGAAUUAAAGUUGUGACUAGCUUACUAUGUUCCCGAUUUCAGGAGUGAAAUUCUCUUUUAUCCUAUGUGAGAUAAAAUAAUAAUAAUAAUAAUAAUAAUAAUAAUAAUAAUAAUAAUAAUAAUAAUUAUUUAUACCCAACCCAUCUAGCUGGGUUUCCGCAGCCACUCUGGGCGGCUUCCAACAGAAUAUUAAAAUACAAUAAUCUAUUAAACAUUAAAAGCUUCCCUAAACAGGUCUGCUUUCAGAUGUCUUCUAAAAGUCUGGUAGUUGUUUUUCUCUUUGACACCUGGUGCGAGGGCAUUCCACAGGGCAGGUGCCACUACUGAAAAGGCCCUCUGCCUGGUUCCCUGUAAGACUGGUGAAGUAAGGUACUUUUUUACCUCCUCCAAGUGCAAUGCCCAAAACUAUGGAGACGGACCACCUGAGACCCACACGUGUAUGAGAAAGAAUUGCUUUUAAGAUUAGGAAAACACAUCAAUUUGCUUAUAAGAAGUUGAUAAAAGCCUGUACUUAGUGUAGGCACUUAUACAUCACCAAAAAAGAGGAUAUGCACCAACAAAGAAGAGGACUUAAAUGGGGAUAGAAGUUGCAUGUGCAAAUUUAGAAAUAAUCACUAGAAUUCAAAUUUCAUUUAGAUAAAUCAUUUAAUUCCUAUCCAGAUCACCUGAAAUAAAAUUUUCAGUUUGCAUCCCACCCAUAUUUCCCUUUCAAAUCAGACCUUUACAAACUACCCAAUUGAUUUCCAAUCAAAAUGAUCCUGUUCCAUAAUUUUACUAUUAAACGGCCUACUUUCUUCAGUUAGGCAGCUUUAAGACACCAUACUAUUUUUGAUAAAUGGAAAUUGAAACUUGGGCUGCCAUCCUAAACACAUUUAAAGCAAUCUAAACCAGACACCUUGGAGUUUCAGCCAGAGCUAUGUUGGGAUAAGUCUUUCACCCUGGCUCAGCAGGUGGAAGUUAAGGUGGUGUAAGCCCCCCAAAGGGGUGUUCAGAGGCUGUGGAAGGGUUGCCUUUUAGCUGGGUUCCCUGAACUAGUACCCCAGUGGAACUUAACCUGCAAAAAAGGGCAGUGUACGUCAAAUUCUUCCCAAAUGGAGUUUGGAAUGGGGGUAAAUUAACCUGGGGUAAGUUGUGCCAGCUUACUGAAGCUGAAAUUGCUCUGUUACUCAGGUUGCUGGUGUGUUGUUGUUCUCUCCUGCUGCAGUGGGUGAGAGGCAGGGUACAUAUUUGAUGGAUAUUCAUCAGGCAACACCCCUCCUUCCUGGUACAGCAUUUCCUUAACACAUAAACUUGCCUGCUGACAUUCCGCCUGUCAGGCAGUUGUUGAAAGUAGAACAGUAAGCAGUAUUACUUGUUCUUACUCUCCACUUGAAAGCUCUCCUAGCUUUUCCUUUUCACUCAGACUGAUUCUUCAGAGUCAGAAAGGCAUGGGUUCUUCACAGCGAGUGUUUAGGGCAAAACAAAAUGUGAUGUUAAUUGCAUGAUUGUGGUUUGUUGGCAGUAAACAAACCACAGGUAAGCCAUUGGGAAAGGUUUGAAUGACCGAAAAACUUCAACCUAUUUCAGCAUGUUUCCUUGGAAGUAGUUUCCUCUUAAGUUGAGUUUCACCUAUCACAAGCAUGUUUAACAGUGUAGCUUAGCGCAAAAUUCAGCAGUUACAUAUAAUGAUAGACUUCUCAAUCACAGAGCAUACUUGGGAGGCAGUGUUCUAGCAGAGAAUGGUUGUUUAGCCCUUCAUGCUGUCUGCUUUCCCAUCCCAAAAAAGUUCUUCUUGCAACUAAUUUUUAUUUUAUUAAAUUAAUUAUUAAUAAUUAGUUUAAAUAAACUAAUUAUUUUGUUAAAUUUGUAUACUGCCCUUCAUGAAGAUCUCAGGGUGGGUGGCAACAUAAAAAUACAAAAUGGGAACACAAAAUACAUAAUAAAACAAAACAAAGCAAUAACCCUCUCCCCAACACAUUUGGAAGGAUAUAGAGUUUUAAUUAGCCAAAGGCCUGGUUAAAGAGGAAUGUUGUCUUCUGGUGACUAAAAAUGUAUGAUGGACCUAGCCGAGAUGGACCUACAUGGGGGUUUGUUCCAUCUUGCCUGCCAUUCCUGUUCCUCUAGUUUCAAACCCAGUUCUUGCUCCCACGUUAUUUUAAGACCUUUUGUACCAUUCACUUCUGAUUUCAAUAAACCACGGUACAGUAUUGAAAUUAAUCUCUUAGUAUUACCACUUGAGUGCUUCAUAAAACCUUCAGACUCUGAAAGUUUAUGUGUUGCCACGUCUCUUAAUACCUUUUGAAUGGAAAAAGGAGAGUUCUCUACCUCCACAGUAGACUUGGCACUUGUAUCUUUCUAGUUUUUCUUUAGUUUAUCCUCCGAUAUGCGAACAUUGUCUAUGUAAAAAUCAUAAUACAUUUCCUUAGCCCUAGUAUAAUAAUAGUUUUUAAGAAUAUGCUUUCGUACUAACAUUGAUGGAGUACUUGUAAUGUUAUAUGAAUAGAGGAUUGAUAGUGGUAGACUUUCCUUGGUGUCAAAAUUUUAAUGAAUCUCUUUCCAUACAAGGAGGGUUUUUGUUUUGUUUUUUAAAGUUAGUUUUACCAACUUUCCUUUUUAACUUUUAGAAAAUGAAGAGGUCAAAGAAACUACUUUACGAGAACUUAAAAUGCUCCGUACUUUGAAACAGGAAAACAUAGUCGAGCUGAAAGAAGCUUUCAGAAGAAGAGGAAAACUGUAUUUGGUGUUUGAAUAUGUAGAAAAAGUAAGUUAAAAAAAAAAAAUUAGUUCGGGUGUUCCUAAACCUGAAACUAAAAUAAGAAGUUAUUUUUAUCCAUCAAAAAUUGUUAUAGUUUUUAUUCUUGCAGAAAUAAUAUUAUGAACAGCUCCUACUUGCUUGAUUACAUUAUUCCACAAAAGUAGAUCCAUCUCUAGCCAGAAGAUAGCAAAAUCAGUUGGGACUAGGAGGAUUUAAAGUUGGACAUGUGGGCUUGCAGGAAAUAACCAAAUUAUUAGUGCAUUCUUGAACAAUAAAUGAAGAUAUUAUUUUCUGACCAAGUAAUUCUUAAAUUAAGCCACUAUUCAAAUGUGGCAAAACUUCUUUUUUCCGAUCCUAACUAGUAGCAAAUUCUACAUUUAGUUAUUUUUCUAGGAAAUGUUUGUUUCUUAACCUGUAGUUUCACCACCUAUAGAUAAGAUGUGUUUUGCAAGAACAGCUAAUAUACAGGGUGAGUCUUUUAAAAGAGGAUACUCUGUAUCCACGGGGCCUCUUUUAAAGGACUCACCCUGUAUUUUUACUGUCUGUUGGAGACUGAUCUUACCUAUUUGACGUAACCAAUGACCGACAGUAGAUAUUAAUUGACAGACACUUCCAGCAUCUUGUAAGCCUUUCAGUAAGGAAAACUAGAAACCUCUGAGUAAAGUCUGGAGAACACAAGUUUGUACUAUAAAAUAUAAUUUGACUAAAUGGUGAAUACCUAAUAAAUCCAUAUCCAAAAUCCUUCAUAGGUUAUUAACUAAUUAUUAAUCAUCUAGAGAGAAAGGGACCACUUUCUGUUUGACUUUAUCCUGCGUUCAUUCCGUUCAGGAGGAGCAUGUAGUCCAAGGCUCACCUCUGAUCACACCAUGGGUCUAAUUCUGGCGACCAAAUAAUAGUCCAUGGAUGAUUAAUGUAAUAGUACUUACUUCAAAGUAAGCAUGCAUGGGAUCACAACUUUAACAUGUGUAUGGUUUUUACCGUUAACCAGAGGUGGUAACAAAUUGUGAUAUGGGAUAUGAUUUAUAAAGUUACCCCAAGCAGUUUACUAAUUAAAAACAAGAGUAAAACCGUGCACAGCAAUUUGAAGCAAAUAUAAACAAGAGGAGGAACUAAAAACCCAUUAUCUACACAAUUGCUUUCAAAAACCUGUUUAAGCAGACAUAACAAUGGAACAAAAUAAAACUCUGUACUCUCUAUAGAAAGCUGUGCAAAAGCACCUGUAGCCAGGUAUAGGCAAACUCGGCCCUCCAGAUGCUUUGGAACUACAGCUCACAUCAUCCCUAGCUAACAGGACCAGUGGUCAGGGAUGAUGGGAGUUGUAGUCCCAAAACAUCUGGAGCGCCGAGUUUGCCUAAGUCUGACUUCCAGCCGUUGCUUCAACCUCACCAUUGAUUUUGUUCCUGGAUGGUCAGCUAGUGAUCAGAAUUACUUUUGCACAGCUUGGGCUGGUGUGCCAGCAGUACACUUCAAUGGAAAAAGUAGAUCUGGUCGCUAUAUGUGUCUUGAUUACAUUCUGACUGUUGCAUUGUGAUACACUUUAUGUAAGGCCGUCUCUGAAAAUUGUAGCUGGUACAGAAUACCAGUCUUUUCAGACCCAGCUUAAGAGAAGUUUCUGCUUUGUUCUGCUGUACUGUAAAUUUGUCCUUUUAUACUAUUUGUCUUUGUUUUAAGUUACAAGUAACUUAAACACUAUUGCAAGUAUUCUUGUUAAGUUUUGUGAAAGCAGAACCGAUUUCUGUCGUCUUGUAUCAGAACCAGAAGUCUUAACUAACUGCCAUAUUCUGGAUUAUUGUAAAAAUUGAACGUGUGUAGACUUUUCUCUGAAAUGAAGUUAGAUUAACAUAUCUGUAAUAUUAAUAAGUCAUGAUGUUGUUGCAUAAUUAGUUUUUUAAAACUUUGCAAUUAUGGUAGUAAUCUAGAUUAACUUUUUUUAGCCUCUAAUAUAAUUAUGCUUUCACUCAUAGAAUAUGCUUGAAUUGCUAGAAGAAAUGCCAAAUGGAGUUACACCUGAAAAAGUAAAAAGCUAUAUUUAUCAACUAAUAAAAGCAAUUCAUUGGUGUCAUAAAAAUGAUAUUGUUCAUAGAGGUGAGUAUAUCAGAAAUAAGAACACAUGUCAACAAACUUAGCUUUCCUCUAAUGCAUAUUUUUGCCUCUCCUUACCUUGUGAACCUCAUUACCCUGGCCUUGGACACUGAGGUGUAUUUUUUUAGGACCCAUCUUAUUUUCUGGGACUGUAUCCCCCCCCCCCGUAUGCCCCAAAAUAUGUAACAGCGAGUCUCCCAACCCUCUAGAGCAGAUUUUGCCAGUGCAUAAAUGACUGCAGGGAAGGGCGGGGGAGGAAGGUCUGUUGCAAAGUCUGUUGCAUGAGCAAGCCAGCAGUAUUUGAUACAACCCCAAAAGUAGAAUUUGUUAACAUUUUUCUGUAUUUCAAAUAAAUAGGGUUAAAAAAAACUAAUAAAUCAAUUAAUAAUGCAGAACUAGUGAAAUGCUAUGAUGCUAAUUUUUUCCUACACAUUUAAUAUUUCAGAUAUCAAGCCAGAGAAUCUCUUAAUAAGCCACAAUGAUAUUUUGAAAUUGUGUGACUUUGGUAAGGAUUUUCAUUUUUUUAAGCACACUCUUAUUUUAAAAGGGUGUCUUGUUUUUAUGUUCUGUAUAUUAUGACUUUAAAUUUGUAAUUUGAACUAUGUUUGUCUUUGUUUUGCUUCAUCUGAAAAACUUUUCUUUUUAACAUGUUUUGUAGGAUAAUUAGUUUCUACAAUAAAAACAAAAAUGUUUUCUCUUUUGCUAGUAAUAAAUAGUCCAGUUCUUUGAAUGGUUUGCCAGUUAGCAUUUCAGUGCAAAAAUAGAUGUAUAUACACGCAUACGCACACAUCCAUUCACCCCACAGUAAAAGUUGGGGCAUGAAUGGCAGAAAUUGUAGCUCCACCUGACUGGGACUUGACACCAUUGAAUUAAAGGAAUUCUGAAUAUACAUAGGAUUGUGGCCUAAUUUUGUUGUGCUGAUACAGGAGAAUUACUUGAGCUGCCCUGAAAUGCCUAAGUGUGUGAAGAUAUAAGGUGGAAUUCAACAUCCAGCUAUGGCAUUCUAUCUAGUAUUCAGAGACAUAGUGUAUAUGAUCUUGAAGGUAGUAGGUACCAUCCAUGACUAAUAGCCAUUGGCAGCUUUAGUCUCCAUGAAUUGGUCUAAUUAUCUUUGAGAGCCAUCUCCACCGCCUAUGGAAGUGAGUUCCAUAGUUAAACUACCCACUGUAUAAAGUACUUCCCUUUCUCUGUCCUGAAAAUCCCACCAUCCAUUGGAUGUUCCUGUGUUUUUAGUACAAUGGUACCUCGGGUUAAAAACACUUCGGAUUAUAGACUCCGCUAACCUGGAAGUAGUACCUCGGAUUAAGAACUUUACCUCAGGAUGAGAACAGAAAUCACACGACGGCGGCACAGCGGCAGCGGGAGGCCCCAUUAGCUAAAGUGGUACCUCAGGUUAAGAACUGUUUCAGGUUAAGAACGGACCUCCAGAACGAAUUAAGUUUGUAACCAGAGGUACCACUGUAUUAUGAGAGAGAGAAAGAGAAACUGUUCUUUACCCACCACGCAUGAUCUUAUAUACCUCCGCUAUGCUCCCCUUAAUUGACUUUUCCUAAACUAAAAAGCCCCAAAUGUUGUAACUUUCCCUCACAGGGGAGUUACCUCAGACACGAAACAUUUUGGUUGCUAUUUUGAGAGCUCUGUCAUAUAAGUAAUCCUGGAACAGCUACAAUAGCCAAUAAUUGUGGUAUUCUUAGCCAAAAUACUCGUCAGUAUUCUAUUCAUCAUCAGACUCAGGAUCUGAAGCAUUGAAUUUGAAAGCAAAAUAUAUCAGUGUUUUUGAGCUUUUAGAACAUUAAGGCUGUAAUCCUGUACCUGAGAAUAAGCUCGGUUGAUAACAGUGAGACUUACUUCAGAGUAGACUUGUAUAGGACCGUGCUGUUGUAAGUCUGUGUUUCUUAGCUUCUUUUGUAGAAGCGGUUUUCAUUCUGUGAUUCAGGAACACACACACACAAACCCAAAUUCUUUGGAAAUUUACCAGUUUCACCGUAAAAAGGACAGAUAGGCUUUUCUGAAAGAUUCCUUACAGAUUUUUUUUUGCCUGUGGGAAAGAUUUUCUUUUUCCACUUAGUUUCUUACUAUUAUUUAAGAAAGAGUCCAAAGCUAACACAUAAGUGCUUUUUAGAAGUGUUUGUCUGCUAUGCCUUAAAUAUGCUAUGCUUUCACUUCCGGGGUGGCGCCAUCGGCAAUGGCGGACUCCCUCUGAACUGGAGGGACUAGCUCUGCGUGAAACGGGUCUUUUCCGCUACGGCGAAGCGGGGACCCUGCUAAAAAUCACAGGCGGAUGAAGCCUGUGACCAUGGUACUCAGCGGGCACCCUUAGCGCCCCCCCCAACCCGGCAAAGGAACCCACUAACGGGCUCCGAAGUGAAGAGGGGGAAGUGGCGCGGUGCUGUGAGUCAACUGCUAUUUCCGUGGAGCGAAGCCGCAUAGCCGUUGCCGGAGAGCGCUGCCUUUUUCCUGGGACAAUUUGGCUUCUAAAAUAAGCACCCGUGAGUACUUAAAAUUUGAACAAUCGGACUUUAAAUAAGGACUUGCGUGCAGAAAGGAAUUGGACUUAAAAAUUUACUUCAAUUUGGUACUGAAACGGGAAGGUCUAAACAGGAAGUCAGCCUUCCGUUUAUUUGUAGACAGAAUAAAGCAAAGACAACGUAAACUAGAGCUCAGAAAAUCGCCUCUAAAGGAUUGGAUUUCAUCAUUUAAAAUUGUGGAACCCCCCUUUGACAGCAGGAGAAGAAGGGGGAUCUUUUUGGACUGUUUAAACCUGCAGAAGUGAGUUUAAAGUAAAGUAACUUUCCACCGUCCUGAUCCUGGAGCGGGGUGUCAGGACUGACGUUUGAAGCUCAUUGACCAGAGACAAACGUUUUUGACAGAUAGUUAAAGGAAGAGAAACAUAGUGAUUCCACUGUUUCCUUUCGCAUUUUAAGGAACAAAUAUUGACAAAAUAUCUCAAAAGGAUACUUUGUUGCAAGAACAAAUAGAAGUUCUCCCCUAGAGGGAGACUGUGAAACUGUAACUAAUUCCAGGGAGCUUGCAGCUGUCACAGAUUACAAUCGUGGGAAUGGACUUGUGACCUUGUAGGACAAUGUAUUCAGAGGCUCUGUUGUGUGCUCUCUGGAAAACAAGUGCCCUACUGGAACAGUUAAAUGAGAAGAUGGAUUUGAUGACUAAUGCGGCCAGAAUUUUUGAACAGGCAGUGGGAAACUAUGUGGAGCCCACCCAGGAAUUAGAACAGGAGUGCGUCCUGACAGAGCAGAUGAGAGAAGAGGAUGUUGCUGAAUCUUGGGCGCCAGAGAUGGAGGGAGCUGCGGCCUUGCAGGAGCAUGAGCUUUUGGACUUGACAAAUGAACUUGGAAAACGUUCAGAUUUGGAAAGAUAAAGUUUGGAUUGGUUUGGAAAUGGGGGGUUGGAUAGACCCCCCUACGCAGGGAUGUUUGGACUUUCCGAGUCUGGCAAUGGGCCGUGAGAUGUUUGGAGCUGUGGGGGCUCUCAAUUUUGGAGGGAUUCUGAAACAUGUUUUUAAAUACCACAUGGAGUUGAGUCUGGACUAUGGAAAAGGGGCUGAUUUGCUGAAAAGGGUCAAAAACAUCACCAAGCUGGAGUUCCCACGAGUGAAAGGAGAAUAUGAAGAAGAGCUGCGGAAGGGACAUGGAAGAGAUUUAAGGGCCUCGGAUAUAAGGUUACCAGGUUAAUGCGCUAGAUCGAUGGGAUAAAAAGGACUGACAAAACCUGGGACCAGGAGGAAGGGACGCUGGAGGAAGACUCGAUUAUUUUUAUCUCUUUUUUUUAUUACUAGGAUUGUUUUAUAAAUUUGAGGAAUGUUAGAAAAAUGCUGGAAUGAAAUUACUUGGCUCUAGUAAAAAUGUUUAAAGAAUUAGGUAAGAAUAUUAUGGUUGUGAGAAGUCGGUAAAAAUAAGAUCUAAAGUUUUAAGUUUUUAAGGUUUUCUAUAAGAUAAGAUGAAAAUAGAUUAAGGUAAUGUAAUGACAGAAUAUUAUGAAAUAUGGAAAGGAUUUGCUGCGAUAAUUAUUAACUAGGAUACAAAAAAAGGGAGGAGGAGGAGGUCAAAGAAAGAAGGUAAUGAAAGUUGAGGAUUUGAGAAUGAUGGAGUUAUUAUUGUCUGUUUGCGGCGUAUUUUUGUUUUUUGAAUUUGUAUUGUUUGAUGUGGUUUGUUUUUUCUUUGUUUUUUUUUUCCUUUUCUGCUUUGUUGUUUCUCUGUAAUUUAAAAAAUUUUCAAUAAAUAUCAUUUAAAAAAAUAAAAUAAAUAUGCUAUGCUUUGUACUUAUAGAAUGUGCAGUAGCUGCUUAGACAUGUAUUGUGCAGGUGCGAUUUCUUGCUAGUAAAAAUGUUGAGAGAAGAGUACUAAGCAUAGACUAAUUGUGACAGAUGCACUUGGCUAUUAUACUACGGUGUUUCAUGCUCUAGUACAUCUGCUCUGUUUUGAGACUUGCUUCCCUCCCACAAGAUUAGGCUUACUCAUUUGGGCAGUUAUGUAGAAGUAUGCAGGGUUUCACUUAGACUACUGAAAUAUCAAAUGUAUUUGCAAAUGGAUAAGUAUCAAAUAGUUCAGUUGGAAAUCCAUAUCAGAGAAGUGGCCUCUAGCCCCAUCCAUAAACAUGAAUUCAUGGUAAGAAUGCCCACCUUCUACAGCAAAAGGCUGUUCUGUAGGUUUGGCUUUUAAGAGAAGCAGCUCCCUUUCUAGGCAAUAGUGAUAUACUUGCUACCAGCAGUAGAAUCCUGAUGGAACAAACAUUCGUGUUCCUACCUAAUUGGAUGACCCACUUCAUACAUUCCAUAGAAGCAACAAGAAAGAAAGCCAAAUGACUUUAGCUUCCUUUCCCCACACUUCCAGGUCUGUGAUGAAAGCAAGAGAUGCAUACUUGAAUCCCAGUUUGCUGCCUCUCCCCUUCCACAGAAGGCCUGGAAAGAAGGCGGGGCGUGAACUACAAAUUAUAUUUCUGUUUAUGCUGCUUCUGGGUUAACAUACAAAUGCCUUCUCUGUGGAUCUGCUUUUGUGCCACAUAACGUUACAUUACUGUUCGUGGGAUAACCUACAGGACUUGACUUAACUGGAAAAAGAACAUCCUGUUGCACAAAAAUUUGAAGACUGCUAAUGUUGAAUAACUAGUGGCAAGGUGGCUUUUAUGUGGAAUGCAGUAAAACUGACAUGCAAAUAGCUCAUAAUUUUUUUUAAAAAAGAGCAUUUAACUUAAAAUGCUAAAAUUAAAUGCUAAAAUAAAUGUAUAUUCACAUUCAAGUCAUUUUCAAAUUACCUUGAUACAGGCUUUGCACGGAAUUUAUCAGAAGGGAGCAAUGCUAACUACACAGAAUAUGUGGCCACCAGGUGGUAUCGUUCUCCUGAACUCUUGCUUGGGUAAGUAAUCUAUCUGUAGAUAGUGUACCAUUUUGCAAAUCAUACCCACUAACUAGCAUUUGGUUGCUAAAGUUUUAACCUUCAAUAAGGAGCAUAUUUAAUUAUUAUUUUCGUUGCUUAUUUCCAUUGGCUAGUUUCAUAAUCAGCACUAAAUUGAAGCCUGAUUUAGUACUGUAAUUUCAUCGUUCAGAAAAAAAAGCAAAAAUGUUUUUAUAGGAUUGGAUUCUAAUGAAAUCUGUUAGCUUUACAUGUUUUAGGCCACAGAUGGUCAACUUCUGCAGCAACUAGACUGUAUGUUUUGGCAUCCGUUUGGAGCCCACUCAUUUGAGCAUUCCAUAGAGCCCAGGAAUGUGUGUGUGAAGAGCCCUACCCAGCAGAUAUUCAUGUGGCCUCCUGGUAGUCGAGCUUCUGAUACCUCUGAUUUAUAGAUUCGAAAACUGGAUCAGUUUUUCUGUCACUUUCUUGGUUUUUCUUUUAUGUACACAUUCUCCAAGCAUCUGGUCAGUUUGUGUGUCUUAUUUCCUUACAUAUUACCACAUUAUGUACCAAUUACCAGCAUCUGAACCUCCUGCAUUCCUUAUCAUCUUCUAUUCUGGUCAGUGCUGUGAGAGUCACAAUGAGACUGUCAUUCACCAUAUGCAGUAUUGGUGAAGAAUAUAGCUCAGCCCUGGGAAUUGUUCUGCCCCUCCCCAUAUUCUAUUGUCUCUUACCUCUUGUCAUUUCUUUAAGUCUUCGUCCAUCCUAGAUCUGACUUUAAAUGUGUCUCUGCAUUUUAUUUAUUUAUUUCAUAAAAUUUAUACACUGCUUUGAUUGUAAAAAAACAAACCUCAAAAUGGUUUACAAAAAGAUAAAACACUAAAAUCAAGAAAAAAAAUCACAACCAUACUUUAAAACAUACAAAAAUUAAAAUACUAAAAGAAAUUAAAAUGAUCUCAACUCAAUUCAGCUAGCUGCUGCUGUGGAAGGUAAAUUUAACCCCUUUCUGCCUUGCUGCACUCCUGAAGAAAAUCUCUUCUCUGAAGUUGCCAUUUCCAUCAGGGAAGAAAUUCUGCAUUGGUGCCAGUGUGGGUUUUCCCCUCUAAGUUUUCAAACGGGGAUUUUCCUCAAGACCACAGCAGAGGAGGAAAUUGUCCUUUGAUACCUGCAAUUCCAGUGUUCCCAUUUUUAUUUGCACAUAAAAAGACGUGUUAAAUGGAAAGGUGCAUUUAACAUCAGCCUGUGUUUCUGCUUAAAGGCUGUUCAACUCAAGAAAAAAAUGGUCUGGGCAAUAAUUAUUGUGAAGUGAAUGAUGAGUGGGGCCCAGAAAAUCCCAUUCUCCCCCCCUCAAAUUAAAAUUUCUGGGUAAGGUAAUGCAGCUCUUGAAUAAAUUUUGAAUUCAUUUGAAUACAAUUUAAAUGACACAUAUCGUAUACGUAUGCUGCAGUAUAUAUUAAAAUACUUCAAAUUUCACUAUUUCUUGAGUUACGUGCUUCCAAAGUGUGACUUUAUUUUAAUAUGGAUAAAGAAAUAAUUUUAGAUGCUCCAGGUAUAGCCCACACAUCUUUCUCUCGUUGUGGUUAUGAUUAUAAUUAAUAUGGGUCAUUUUUUGCACUUUAGCUGUUUUAUAUUUUUUUUCCUGAGUGUUGAAAACAUUAGAGUUUUGAAUUCCUUAUAUGCUACAGUGCCAUUUUAAUAAGCCUGAAAGAGAGCAGGGAAACCUGACAAAUAGCUAAUUAUACUACCAAAUAUUUUAUGACUUUUUCCCAUGGUAAUAACCUAUAAUUUCCCUUGACUUACAAGAAUUGUAAAGCUUUUACUAGCAUGACUAUGAAGAGCUUCCUUUCUCUCUUACAUUCCUGUUCAUUCUUAAAAUAAUUUGUAUUUUAAUUAUUUUUAAAUAGCUUUUAUGGUUGCAUUUUAGUUGUUGUAUUUGUUUUGUGAGUUCACAGUAUUAUUGAAAACCUUUGUUACUGGGUAGUAAUACAAACUUAAUAAUAAGAGAUAGCUUAUUCCACUGCUGUUUGAACAGAACGUCUGUUCAGAUAUUAUCCUUAGAGGGGUGUUCUCGGGAGUUGCUUGCUGUAGCUUCAAUUUUAACAUUUAUAUCAGCAGGAGUAACUUCUUGGAUUUGGUGCAUGUUUUGAUGCGCUUUGCAGACUGUAGUGGGGAGAGCAGAGCAAACCAAGACUAGUCCUGAUUUGGCCUUUAUACACCGAUAUUUAUGUGUGGUAAAUGUGAAGAAAGCAACUGAAAAUAAGCUUUCAGCAGCAGGGGACUAGUGUACUACAGUAUAAGGGGAAAGAGGUAUACCCAUCAACUGUUGCUGUUGAUGUAAAUUUGGGGUUUAUUUUUUGCAAUGGAAAAGAGAGUGGUUAUUUUUAAAUGUUUUUCCCCAUUGAAGUAGAAAGCAGCAGUUACUUGUAGUUGGUUAGAAGGACAGAGGGACAACCAAGGUCAGAUAAACAUGAGCAGUGGAAGAACACUGUUGACUUUUCAAACACAUAAUGUGAAAGUAAAAUAGUUACAGGUAGCAAUAGUAGUUACAGACAGCCAUGCCUUAAAACAGAAUUAUUCCAAGCACAGAGGAAACACUGGCCAUGGAUUGUUAUAUACCAGAUUUUCACCUUUUGAAAUAUAGCAACCCUAUUAAUGUAAGCUCCUGCCAGGUAAUCACAUAGUUUGCUCAGAUAAAACUCAAGUAUUUUGUCUCUUGGCUGUUUCUCAUUUAUGAGAUCUACAUACUGUUUGCAAUUCUGGCAGCAGUAAAUUGAACAUAUGCACAUGCAUAUUCAGUUUAAACAUGAGUCUCUUUUGUAUCAUUUAAACAAUAUUUGCUAGGAAGACAUUCUGGGCAUUCAGGUUUUUAUUGUGUGGAAUGUACCCAUGAGAGUACAUUAUGCUUUGGUCUUGCUUGCAAGCUUCCCAUGUGCAUCUAGUUGGCCACUGUGAGAACAGGAUGCUGAACUAGAUGGACGAGUGGCCUGAUUCAGCAAGGCUGUUAUUAUGUUCUUAUUAUCCAGUGCUUUUUUCUGGGGGUACACAGGGGUAUGCAUACCCCUAAACGUUUUGUGAAUCUUUGUAUUUUUUUCAUUUACUGUAUUUAUUUUUCCCAAUUUGAACUAUAAAAUGGUGAUUUUCUUGCGUCAAAAUGAGAGUACCCCUAAACAUUAUUAUUUUUUUUAGAAAAAAAGCACAGUUAUUACCCAUAGAAAAUGGAAGGAGAGACCAGAAAGGCUUUCCUCUGCCACCUUGAUUCUCCUAAAAACACCAUCUUACUUUAUCCUAAAAACAUUAUCUUACUUUCCGGAUAUGUAAGGCUUGAUGCAGUACCUUUCUGCUAAGGUUGCUGCUUAUAGUUAAGAAACUGGAAGUAUAGAGUAGGAAUAAAUGGACAGUUCUCCCAGUGUAUGAAUGUAGAAAGUAGAGUCCCGCAAGGAUCAGUUCUGGGACCUGUGUUUUUUAACUUGUUCAUUAGGAGUUAGGAGUGUGUUGUGAGGUUGUGAAGUUUGGUGACGAUACCAAAUUGCUCGAGGUAGUUCAAACGAAAAGAUUGUGAGAAGCGCCAAAAGAAUAUCUCCAAACUGGGAGAUAGGAAAUAAAUGAAUGGGAGAUAAGAUGAAAAAAUGCAAUCUGGUGUGAGUUUGUGGAACAAAAAAACACCAAAUCUCACAUAUAUGCUAAUGAAGUCUGAAUUGACAGAGACUGGCUGAAAAAAUGGACCUUAGAGUCAUUGUUGAUGAAGAUACUGCUUCUGCGGUAGUAACAACAGCUGCGGCACCCUUCUUGGAGGCCAGAUCUGCUGCCUCCUUAGCAGCAGCACCCCCAAGUCACAUCUACAGAGGCCUUUUGGUGAAUAGGAGGCGCUGCUGGUCUCCUCCCAGCCUUGUUCCCCUUGUUCCUGAUGCAGAUCUUCACUCACCCCUUCUUCUUUGGCGGGUGUUGUGUGUGUGCUAUUUUGUGGUUAGCCUCAGGUGCCAAAAUGCCUUUGCCUGCCUGGCCCGGAUGCCUCUGAAUACAGUCAUACCUUGGGAUUUAUACGCUUCAGGUUGAGCAUUUUCAGGUUGCGCUCCAUGGUGACCUGGAAGUAAUGGAACAUGUUACUUCCAGGUUUCGCCGCUCGUGUAUGUGCAGACACUCAAAAUGAUGUCACGUGCAUGCGCGGAAGCAGCAUUUGCAUCCGGAGGUACCACUGUACUCAUGGCUGGGAAUCAUAAGUUGGGAGAGUGCUGUUGCACUCUGGUCCUGCUAGCAGGCUUCUCAAAGGGAUCUGAUUGGCCACUGUGGAAACAGAAUUCUGGGCGAGAUGGGUCUUUGGUCUAAUCAACCAGGGUUCUUAAAAGGAAAUGUUAGAUUUUUAAAAAAUAAUUUUAUUUUAAAUACAUUUUUGAAGAGUUUAUUGCUGUUUAAAAUAUCAUUAUUGGGUUCUUUUAGCUUAAUUAAUGGAAUAGAUGUGACUAACAUCCUGACCUACAUGUUCAGUGUACCAAAGACAUUUUGUUCAGUUCAGCUGUAAGAUCAACAAGAGCAUUAGUAAUUCUGAUUUGGGGGGGGGGGAUAUUUUUUUGAGUGAAUUCCUAUAAAAAGGCUGGUUUUGUCAAAUUCAAAACCAAUUUUUCAAUGGAAGCAUGUACAAUUACUAUAUUUUCCUCUGUAUAUUACCUUAACUAUUGGUGCUCUAAGGAAAAGCCAUCUACUGCAUCGAAAGGUGGAGGAGUGAGCAGAGAGCUUUUUUCUCUAAAGGAUGAGAGACCCCUGAUACUGAAUUUCUUCCUAGAUACAAUACAGGGGGGAACCCUAAAACAUUGAUUUGUUAAAUUUAAUAUGUGUAUUAGUGUGCAAAGUAGCAAUAACAUCCAUGUGUUUUCUUUUCAGAGCCCCAUAUGGCAAGUCUGUAGAUAUGUGGUCAGUAGGCUGUAUUCUUGGGGAACUUAGUGACGGACAGCCCUUGUUUCCUGGCGAAAGUGAAAUUGACCAACUUUUUACAAUUCAGAAGGUGCUAGGACCACUCCCUGCAGAGCAAAUGAAGCUUUUCUACAGCAAUCCCCGUUUCCAUGGGCUGCGGGUAAUGCUUAAAUUAAGUUUUUCAUCCAUGUUUCCAGGUGGUGAAUUGUUUGGACAAUAUCUGUGUACCAAAAUAAUCGCCCUGUUCAAUAAAUAUUUUUGUAAUGAGGUAGAUAUUUAUAUAUGUGUUUCCAUUUCUGUUUUUCACUACUAACACAAGUGUGUAAUUAUGAUUCAUUAACAUAGGUCCCUAUGCACAAGGUUUAGUCGGUGGUUGGGGAAGAGAGAUUUCCUAGUAUUCUGUUCACAGCAAAUUUGAAAUUUACAGAUUGGAAGGAUAGAUAGUCCAUACUAUAUAGCGAAUUAAAUAUGUAUAUUUCACAGAUAACAUAUGUAUGUUUCACAUUUAAAAUAAUUAAUUUAACAUAAAUAAAUGAUAUUUAUUUCAUUUUUUAAAAAAACAAAUGGAUAAAUAUUGCUUGUUCUACACUGUGUAAGAGUUUCCAGAAGUGUCAACACAGCAAGUCAAAACAAUUUUUAACCUGUUAGCCUCUGUUACCAGAUUAGAAAGAGCAUAACUUUUGAGCAGAACAGGACAGGUGCCAUUGGCAAAAGUCAGCUUACCAAGGGUUCUUUCUGGAGAUUAAUAACAAGAGAUGGCAGCAUAAGCAGUGUUUUAUCUUUGGCUGGGGGCAAUCACUCCUUUACAAAAAGCUCAUUAUAUUUAUGAUGUUUAGGGAAGUUUUUAAUGUUUGACAUUUUAUUGUGCUCUGUUGGGAGCCGCCCAGAGUAUAAACCCAGCCAGAUGUGCGGAGUAUAAAAAAUAAAUUGUUAUUAUUAUUUAUAUGUGAUGCAGCUUGUUUUACCAUCUUCCAUAUAAUAAAAAGUUCCAUCCUCAGAAAGAUUUUAUCUGGAUAGCCAGAAGAGCCCAUCUGUUGGGAAAAUCUUUUAAGAUAUUCUAAGACUUCACUGCAUAUUUAAAACGUUAAAAUAAUCUGCAGUAGCAUAGCAACUUGGGUCUGCUCUGAGUAUGACUAAUGUUGAACAUCACCCUCUUAGUUAGGCAACUUGUAAAAUUAAUUGCAAUUAAGUAGAUACUAAGUUCCAGUAGUUCCUGUAAUUUAAAUGAAGAGUGCAGUAAGAGAUCAAGCUUUUCACCCUUUGAAGUUUUGUGAAACCCUGCUAUUUGAGAUAUAUGAUGACUCCCUUUCCAGUAUGUCUUCUUACAACAGCUCUCCUUCAGUUUUUAACAUUAUUAAUCAAGGGAGACAAGCAGUCUGGAAUGUUGUAUGGUAGUGCUGAAAAGUUAUGUAAUUAAAGCUAUACUUGGGAAGAACUCUCACUAUUAAGCUCUCAAACCAUUUAUAUGGCCUACUUUUGGAUCUAGUAGUUUGCCAAAGGAUAUUGCAUAUGCAAGACAUCUUCCAGAGCAAGAAAAUUAGCAGUUUGUAAACUCUGGUGGAUCAAACAGAACCAAAUAUAAUAUCUGCUAGGAGCUGCCCCCCCCGCUUGCAUUGCUCCCCACCCCUGCUCUUCUCCCCACCCCUCACCUAAACCCCCAUCCCCUCACUGCUCCUUCAGCACCCCCAACCAACCCCCACAUCCCCUUUAAAUUUCUACUCCCACCUACCUGCUGCCCCACCUGCUCCCCCACCCUGCCUACUUUCUACACUGCCACCUUGCUGCCAGCGUCCAUCCCCUAAGAGCUCCCCCCUCUGAAUCCCCUCACAGCUCACUCCAGUCCCAAGAUCACAUUUCCGCCACUUCUUACAGAGGAGAGGCAAACAAACAAACAAACAAACAAACAAACAAACAAACAGGAAAAGGUGUUUCACCUCAUGCCACCACCAACAGAAGGAAGCAUAUAUUUAAUAUUGCACACUUCCUUCUGGUAGCGAUGGUCGAAGGGGAGAAAGACUCUCCUUGGCGGCAGCGGCCAUGACAAUAACAAGGAGCAAAUGAAGGCCUGCUUGGGCAGCCUGCUCACUGACUCUUCUGGACCACCUACUCUGGACCAGUUGCUCAGCUGGGCCACCUGUUCACUCAGACCCCGGACUUCCUUUGCCCUCUUGUGCAUGCCUUUUAAUGAGUGGGCACACAGGUGGCAAUGACAGCGAUAACAACACCUGCCUGAACUUCCAGUUGGCCCACUUAUUUGCCUACUCUGCUGCCUUGCUCACUUGCACUUCCCACUGUUGUCAUGCUGCACUUCACUUGGCCGCCUAGUGGUGGCCACACAAACUUGCGGCAUGAUGACUUUUUUCUUACAAAAAUAUUAUAUAGAAAGCAAAGUACACGUGGAAACUUACCAUUGACAUUUGUUACCAUUUGUUAACUUACCAUUGUCUUUGUUCAGUUCUUAACAACAACAACAACAACAACAAAUUAAAACUGCAAAUAGUGCCCUGAAACUUUACAACCUUUAGUGGAAUAUUUUACCUAUGUCCAAACUGCAUUUUAUAGCAUUUUGUAGUUGACUACGUAGCUACUGUGUGAUUUUUCAAGAGCUACACUACACUACACUACACUACACUUUGCAGAAGCUUUAAAGCAUGGCCAGAUGAUCUGGUGCUAAAUUUCGCUGCCCUAGAACUGCCGCAGUGCCUCUGCAGCACAAGAGUGUUACACAGAACCCCUUUUCAGUUCACUGUGUGACGUGAUGAUGCCAUUAGCCUUCCUACACUAUCUGAAGUGCUGUCAAAUUGCUGCAACCUAGUGCUGGCAAGGAAGUAUAGCAAGCUCUUUUGUGCUUAGUUCUAACAGCAAGUGGACAUGACUAUUCAACUAUGCUAUGCUUGAACUGAAAAACAUCAUCCGGCCCUUGGCAUAUAUGUGGAAGUUUCCUUUUCACAUCUGUAUUUCAGUUAUUCACAUUUAAUUAAACACAUCUGCAGAUAAAGGAUACUUUGAAACUAAUUCUAAUUUCAUUAGUUUAGACCUUUCUUUAAUAAUUACCAGUCUCUCAUAAUUACGUCUUUGGAAAUCUGUAUUUUAGGAGGGCACCAAGGCACGGCAUGGGAGUUCAUGGCCUGCAUUUCUCAAUAUUGUUUAUGUUAAUUGCAGCUUGGGUGGAACCUGUAGCGGUUGCUUCUCGGGGCGGGGGGGGGGGGAGCGUGGAGGCAGUCUUAUGGUACCUGUAUAUUUUUUCACACUUUUGUAGUUUUGGGGGAAUUUUAAUUGGAAAAAAUAGGGGCAUUAACCCAUCUUUUCCUUCCCCUCCAGCACAAUAGUCCUGGUCUGACUUACUCCCUUUUCUAUUCCUCCCUGACUGCACAAGUGCUAUUAAUCUUUUUCAAAACAUAAGAGUGCAUUUAGUAUGACCUUAAUAAGGUGAUUAUCUUUGUGUUUUUCUAAUGUGUGUGAUUAUUUCAAGAGGCCAAUCUGUAUUUAAGCUAUCUAUGCUAUUGUAUGUUGUCCCAGGUAUUUUAGGCAGCAUAUACCACAAACAGUGUUUUGAUGACUUUUGUAAAUGUGCCUUCCUAAUGUAUGGAAAUUAUUUUUAUACAGUUUCCUGCAGUUAACCAUCCACAGUCUUUAGAAAGGAGAUAUUUAGGAAUCUUAAGUGGUGUUUUACUUGACCUUAUGAAGGUAAGAAUAUUGCCAUUCUAUGUAUUAUUGUUUCUAUGUUCCACUGCUGUUCUGAUGUUAAUAGUAAAUCUGCGUGAUGCUGAUUUCUUUUUCAAAUCAGCUUCAAAUAUUUGAAACGGUACCAGGGAUACUUCAGGGGAAUUAUGCCUUUUGUUGAGUAUUACUCUAUUUUUAAAAAAUAGAAAAUUGUAUUUUUCAUUCAUUAUUUUUGUCUGUGAAAGCCAUGUAAUUCUACUAUUUACCACAAUGUAGACCUCUUUUCAGGUGAUACAAAAAACUGAAUUUAGUCCACAUUAAUAUAAAUAAUGUGUUAACACGUUAGCAAUAGAGAUAAUGGUGUUUAUUUCAGUAAGUGCCUUCUCCAGCUUAUUAAAAUAAAUGAAUAACCAGAGGAACAAAAUGAUUUUGUGAAACUUAAGUUUUUUAGGAGCCAGAUAGAAAAUAAAAUAUAUUUCCUACCUUCUACAGCAACCCAACUGCUUGUUAUCAGGCCCAAAUGUUAUAGGUUCCAGUGGCUACUGGGCCCCAGGGUUAUUCAUGCUGAAUACAUCUACAUCAGUUUGUAGCAUGAGUUUUUCACAAUAGUUAUAGCACUUAGAAUCAAUGUUUUAAAUACAAGAUAGAGGAAAAAUAGGCAAAUAGUUUAAAAUAGUUUUCAGUUGCACAAAAUACUUCUUAGAAAUUGCAGUGUUUAAAUAUUAAUUGGCCAAAUACUUUUUGCUUCCAAAUGGUAUACAACUCAGCUUUAUUACUUAAACCCAAAUUUCUGUUCAAAAGAACUUACUGAAACUGGAUCCAGCUGACAGAUACUUAACAGAGCAGUGUCUGAACCACCCAGCAUUUCAAACUCAGAGGCUCUUGGAUCGUUCACCUUCACGGUCAACUAAAAGAAAACCUUACCAUGGAGAUAGUAACACCUUAUCCAACAGGUAAGUGCAAACCAUCUCUGCCACCAGGAUAUUGGGAUAUUGAUGCCCUAGCAAUUCACAUGUCCACUGGACUUAAUGGAAACUGUUGCCUGUUAACUGGGCACAGUGACUCAUGUGAAGAGUACCUUCUGUGUUGAUGACAGUUGCUGUUCCAUUUGUGUCUUUGAGCCUCCUAUACCUGAAUCAUAUCAGGAGUGAACAAAGUACUCUUCAUUGCUUCUUUGUUCAUUUUGAUUCUGUGCAUCUUUUACUUUUAAAAACUUGAUCUUGUGGGUUCUCCUUUAAUUGUUCUAACUUACUAGGCACUUGGAACAAACAAGUUAGCCACCUCAGUGCCAACAGUCUCCAGUCCAUGCUGUAUGUAAGCAAAUCUUAAACACCAAGUUUACUGAAGCAACUGGUUUUUAAAGGUAGAAAUUAACAUGUGUUUUCUCUGUGUUUUAUAAUAUAGAACUCAAGCUAGCAAAAGUACUGCUGUACAGUCUCAUCACAGAUCAAACAGCAAAGAUAUACAGAAUAUAGGAGUUGGAUUGCAGAGAGAAGAAGUUCUUCCAUCAAAUGAAAGCUUUCUAAAUGGAAAUAUGCCUGUUGCUUCACAUAGCCCAAUGCUUUCAAAAAAGCCAACUAACGCUCCUGGAUCUGGAAGCAAGGAUCUAGCUAAUAACAACAUCCCACACCUCCUCAGUCCAAAAGAAGCAAAGACAAAAACUGAAUUUGAUUUUAAUUCGGAUCCUAAAGCAUCUGAUGGUCCAGGUACAAAAUACUUGAAGUCAAAUUCCAGAUCUCAGCACAACCGUCACUCAUUUAUGGAGAGUUCUCAGAGCAAAACUGGCACGCUGCAACCAGGCGAAAGGCAUAGCCGUCACAGUUACAUUGAUACUAUUCCUCAGUCUUCAAAGAGUCCCUCAUAUCGAACAAAGUCAAAAAGUCAUGGGGCUCUGACAGAUUCCAAAUCUGUGGGUAAUCUUUCCGAGGCCAGGGUUCAAGUUGCAGAACCAAACAACAGUAGGUAUUUUCCAUCCAGCUGCUUGGACUUGAACUCUCCUACCACACCAACACCUCCACGCCAUGCUGACAACAGGACUUUGCUGAGUCCUUCUGCAAGAAAUAACAGAAGUGACGGUACGCUUGAAUCGCGAAGACCAUCUACAAGACAUUCCAAAACUAUGGAGGAGCUGAAAUUGCCAGAUCACAUGGAUGGAAGCCAUUCACACUCUUUAUCUGCUCCCCAUGAAUCUUUUUCUUACGGUUUAGGUUAUACAAGUCCCUUUUCUUCACAGCAGCGCCCUCAUAGACAUUCUAUGUAUGUGAGCCGGGACAGAGUGAGGACCAAGGGCUCAGAGGGUGGCUUAAGCGUAGGGCAAGGGAUGGCAGCCAGAGCAAACAGCCUGCAACUAUUAUCUCCACAGGUGCAGCAUAAGUCACUCACAAGAUCUGUUGGCUCCUCCCGUGAAGACUGUACAGAAGACACCAGUAGGGUUAGUUUGAAUUUUGAGUGUUGGAGAGACUCCUCUUCCCCAUUUUGUAUGUCUGUCAUGAGUGAGCAUAUAACUAAAUUGUUAAAUGUAGGAAUUACUUUUACCCUACCCUGGGAACACCCACUUUGAUAUCCAUUUAGAACUUUUACUUUAUUAUAAAAAUAGGUGAAACCUGUUAAAUGCUUGAAAUUAUUUAUUACAUUUAUAUCCCAGCCUUCUUCGAAGGAGCUCAAGGUGAUGUGCAUUGUUCUCCGUAGCCUUCACAAUCCUGAAUGUUGCAUGUGUCAUAAGGCUAUUACUUUGUGUUGAUAAUAGUUUUACCCAGAUUUUUGAAUACAUUUUUUAAAAUAAUAGUUUUGAGCAGUAGUUGAUCUUUGGAUAAGUACAGGCAGAUUUUAGAUAGGAGAAAUUCAAAUAAAUUAUUGGUAUUUCUUCACCUUUCCUUUGAAGAGCAAACAACUAGGCUACACCUAGCAUAGGUUAAAACAGCCCAUGAAAACAUGCCAUAUGUCAGGCAUGGGGAACCUAUGGCCCAACAAGGGUCCUAAUUUGGCCUUCAGGUGUGGCCACAACUCCAAAGGAACAUUCAGGAAAGUUAGUGCACUCAUUGUACAUCUGCAAGCAAGACAGCAGCCUUUAAUUUUUUUUGCCGUAUACAAACUGACUGGGAAGAGCUCCACUUGAAGCCAGGGAUGCAAAAGAUCUUCCAAGCUGUGCCUGCAAAGGAAGAAAUGAAAUGAUUGGGUGUGCUCUUGAUUCUUUACAUUAAGGUUUAGUCACUUGAUGUCAUGGUGACAUCAGGCGACUGACAGGUCAAAGUAGCCAAUGGGCUAGGGGAGCUGAGGGUUCUACUUACAGGCCAGGUUCUGUUCCUCACUCCUGCCAUUGGCACUUGUACUUAAAGAAAGGAUAGAACUUCCACAGGUUUUUAAAAAUGAGAGACAAACAGCAGGGAAGAGCACUUGGAAACAGGUUCACUAGCUGAUACCUUGGUAUUAACUAGCAGGGAUGCUCUUACAUAGUCAUUGGUCUGGGAGUUGCAAUAUGCUGGAGAGGUAGCAGAAAGAGGAGAAAACAGGAAGGAAGUUGAAGCGAAGGAGUCUAGAUGAUGGGAGCAGUGGGAGGUUUUCUAAUGUUUUGGAAAAAUUGGUCUAGCUAGAGGAAGCACUCCUAAAACAAAAUCUUAAAUCUGUAAUUUUAUGCGGUAAGCAGGCAUAGCCAAACUCAGCCAUCCGGAUGUUUUGGGACUACAACUCCCAUCAUCCCUAGCUAACAGGACCAGUGGUCAGGGAUGAUGGGAGUUGUAGUCCCAAAACAUCUGGAGGGCUGAGUUUGCCUUUGCAUUUGUUUUAGCCAUGUACCUUGUGAUAGUUUUUGAGUGGGGGGGGGACUUUGAAGGUGUCUGAUUUACAUAGGGCACACUAAUUGUGUCAGUUUUUAUGUGCUGCGGUUUUCAGGACACAUUUCUAGGCAAAACAGCGCAGGUUGCAACUACAAACCAUUCAGAGGGGUGCAAACCAUUCAGAUCCUUCAACUUGGUUAAUUAGACCAGUCUUUGUAUGUUUAAGAAACGCAUCUACUUCAGUGGGUAGAAACUGUGGGUUAGGAGUGCAAACAGUAUCAGACUCCUGGAAUUUUAAGUAGUUUUUCAAAAUAUGUACAGUUCUAUGCAAUUGCACUUUUAACUGGUAAAGACAGCCAGUAAAUGUGAAUUGGCUUCAGUAUUCAGGUGCUCCGAUAAAAUAAUACUAGAACUAUAAACAGGCAUUGUUGUGAAUACAGGCAACGACUGUUUUAGGCACGUCUAAUUGACUGUGCACGCGGGCAUCACAUUGACCCCCAAAAUGGCUGGAAAAGAGGGCAGAACGGGCUUACACAUGCUCCGCUGAUGCGCACAGGGACCAGGAACAGAACCCCUGUACAGAACGGUUGUUGCCUGUAGAGAAUAUAUGAUGGUCACUGUAGCAAACUGUAUGGCAGUUGUUGUCAUUGUCAUCAUCUGUUUUUCAACUUUUAACCAGCCUUUUCUCUCACUUAUUAGUGGAAUUUGUGGAGGCGUUAAUAUUUGUUCUAGUUCAGGCUGUUUUUAAGACAAUAUGGGGGCAUAUUUUAGAUACGGUAUUCCUCUGUUACUGAGCCUCCAGGAUGGGGUGGAUUUAGUAAUAAGUAAUUGUGUUUUUCUUUCAUUGUUGUCACCGGACUGUCCAGAUUUGAUUGCAAGAGCUCUAGGGUGGGUGCUGUGCCCUUUUUAAUUCAUGAAAAAAUAAAAUGUAGUCACUUUACAGUUCUUAACAUACAGCUUUGGAACAAAUAUCAUUUAACAUAAUCCUUUUGUUUAUUGUGUGGAGGCAAGUUUCAUUUUAACAAAUACUCAUAAAUGUAGAGUGAGGUUAUGGGCAGAUUCCUUCUUGUCCUGCUACAUACCAAUGGAGAACAGAGCUCUUUGGCUUAACAAACUGAUUGUUCUUUUAUUUAGGGUGGAGCAUAUCAUGAUCAGCACACAGAUGAUGGAGCAUCCACAAAAGAAAAUAGACUUCUGUAUAAUGAUCCUGUACCUAGGAGAGUUGGUAGCUUUUACAGAGGUAUUUUUUAUCUCAUGGAAUUUGAUCAAUAUUUCUUCCAUUGUUCAGAUAAAAGAUACUACCUAUUUAACUUGGGAACUGAUUUCACUCUUUCCCCAGGCAGACAAACCCAGGACAGGUGGGAGGAGCCUUCUGUCCUUGGAAAGCUAGGCAAGACUUAAAGAUGAAAAUCCUUUUGUUUUAGUAGAGGUUCCUUUCCUUCUUCUACAACUUUUGCUUCUACUUGUGGGUAGAUAUGCAGGGUUUGGCUGCACCUUUAGACUUGUGUUCAGUUAAGUAGUCUUACAGACCGAACCUAAGCAUGUUUACUCAGAAAUAAGUACUAUUGUGUUCAGCAUGCAGACUCAUAACAUGUGCAUAGGACUGCAGCCUUGGUUAUAGCUUUUUGUGUUGCACCUUUUUGAGAGAGUAGCUUAGAAAUAAUACAACAGAGGUUUUUUGUAUUAACUUACUUGCGACAUUCAGAAAUACCAACAUAUCUUGGUUUGCCAUUACGCGCAGUUUUUCACAUUUAGAUAAAAUUGCAAACUGUGGCUUGCAGCAAAUUAGAAAAGGAAACUGCUAACUUCUACUUUCAUGUGUGAAGGAGGGAAGAGUAUGUAUGAUUACCACAUCUCCUAUGAAUUGGGCCUUAGUCUAGGCUCUGGACAGAUGAACUUCUUUUCAGACAUGACUGCAGCUACAAGAAAUAAUUGGUGUGAUUCAUCCACAUUUCUGAAUGCUGGAAUCCCAUUGUCUUUGGAGGGAAAGGUCAGCCUGUCCCAUUGAAAUUAGUGGUAUUUUAAAAUACCAAACUUUCUAUUCCUUUCAAAUAUAUACUUAAAUUUGAAAUAUUUUACUAAUGGGAUAUAUGUAUAUGUGUGCAGUAUUUAUGAAAUGAAAUGGCUUUAAGCUUAAAUUUAAAGUAGUCCUCUGAAUUCUCUUUGGUUUUCCAUCUCAGUAUUUAGUUUACGCCUGCUUGUAACCUAUUGAAUAUAUUUGGGUCCUGUUCAUUUGGUAUUGGAUAUAAAGGUUGCACCCUAUCUCUCCUUUUUCUCUGUCACUUGUAUAUCUCUGUCACUUGGUAGUGUACGACUUCAGUUUAUCCAGAUUUUUAAAAAUUACUCUAAACAUAGACAUAUGAGCACCUCUGACAGGUUAUGUUUGGAUGUAAAUAAUUUGACCAUUCAAACUCAUAGGUAGUAUUUGUCCAAAACCAUAAAUGUUGGUUUAUAAUUACAGAAAGGAGCCUAUGUAAGCCUAACACAUGCAUGCUGUUUCUUCCCCAGUGUGGCUGCAAGGAGGAGACUGGAAGGUUUCACUUCCAUUUUAAGUUAACCACAGUUUACCCAUUAUGCAGUUAAUCUUAGUUAUGGUUUAUUGAAGCAAGCUAGCUUGGAGGAACAAAAUGACUUUUUUCAAAAACUGUUGCUACCCUUUGAUACUGAGGGGCUUUAUUCUCCCUAUCCUGUGUCAGUAUUGUAAUACUUUCUAAGAGUGUGAUAUUAAAUGUUGAAUAUCAAGACUGAAGUGCCUAAGUAAUAUAGGCCUGGAAAUUACAGGCAUGUCCAUCUUAACUUUUCUAAAUUGCCAACAAUCACACACAGCACGGUCACACAUUAAUAAUCAUCCAGGAAUUGACACUCUGCAAGAAUCUGAAGAUUCUUAUUAGAGUUAAAAUAGUGUAAUUAAGGGACUGGUUAGACAAACGAAUCUACUAAAUUAUUGGGAUAUUGGAGAAAAUGGUUUUAAUUUCUUCAACUUGAGAAGUUUAGUUUGCUUUUUGUGGCAAUAUAGCAAUGUCAUCAACAUCAUAAUUUAUUAGUUACGUUUCUCACAAAAGUGACUCAAAAAGAUUUACAGUGCCUUCAGAUUUAGUCUAGAAGCCUGUAGUCCUUUGGAACCACAUUCUCUCUUCUAUUAUGCUGAGUAUUUGAAUUGAAUACUUUGUCCAACUGUUGGUGCUUAACAUUAUUACAGAUAAAUUGCUGUCAGUUGCCCAUGUAAGAACCUAUGCUCUACAGUAGAAGGUGAUUCUGAAUUCAGUCAGAGGCCUCAGAUCUUGUUGAUUCAACAGAAAAUUCUGCCCGUUCACACUGGCCUCCUAACCUGUCUGCUCAAAUGCGAGCUUUGUGCAUAUGUGUUGGAGCGUCCCUACAUGAAGUGAAAUGUUGUAGUCAUUUUUCUUUAGCCUUUUUCUUUCGGUUCUGCUCCAUCUUUAUGUGCACUUUGUACAAAGUCACAUUUUAUUGGUUCAGUGAGAUUCUUUGGUGGCAAAGAGGUUGAUACUUAACACACUUGAAAUCCCUCCGUUCUUUUUGUUGAGCAGUGGGCAGAGGGAGGUCAGUGUGUAAGGACAAACUUACUUUAUGGAAGAAAAGUCUCAUACAAAUUUUAUUUGGCAGAAGUAUGGAUUUGUUUCAGUACUAAAGCUCAAGUACUUCCAUUAGUUUUUGAUUUACCUACCUUUCAACUCUUUUUGUCUUUUGUUUCCUACCCUCUUUUCUUCUUUCUCUUCUCUCUACUGAUGUGUCCUCCCUGUCCUCAUUGUAAGUUUCUCAUUGUCUUUUGCAUUGUUGUUUUGCUUGAAUUGUAUUCAUUUGUUAAAAUUAAAGGAAUAAAUAUCACCAACUUUUAAAAAUGUAACUUCAGGGUUGUAAAAAUACACAAAUCCAUAAAUGGCAUUUACGUGCUGCUAUAUUAGUUCUAUGUUUUGUUCAUACUCAUUUAAAUACAAUCUAUGUUGCUUAUGCAUGCUUAUACAUUUCUUAUUAUUAAGCCCUUCGUGUUUGUUACUAGUUUUAUUUCAUAGCUGAAAUGCUUCUUUCAGAAGUAAACUUCUCUUGAAAGUUUUCAGCCGUAUUUCCUAAAGAGGUUUCGGCUGCUAUCCCCCAAUUUGCCAUCCGACUUACAGGAGCAAAUUGAAUAAGCCGGUUAUGUUUUCCACAUGCUAAAACCUAGUGUCUUUUCAUUCAUUUCUCAAUUCUGAUAGGAUGUCAUGCUUUGUAAAUAAUCAGCAUGGUAAAUAGAGACAAAAGCUGGUGAGAUUCAGAUGAUGAUGGAUAUAUGGCAGCUUUGUAUUUAUUUAUUUUCAAUUACAGUCCCAUCUCCACGCCCAGAGGGAACAUUCCUAGAUAAUAGUGCCUCAAACAGAAUACCUUCGCUACCAGCAGAAAGUAGUAGUGUAACAAGCCACUCAAAGAGACAAACUGCUUUUGAUCCCUGGUAAGUUGGUGUGUUUCAGGGAUGUUUUAAAACAGAACAGGUGAUGGGAAAGGGUGUUCACUUAACAAUUUCUAUUUUCUUGAACCUUUUAUUGCUGCGCAUUUCAUUGGUAUUCCUAUAUUAUUAACAUGUUUAAGUCAGACUCAUGGUGAAUUAUUUAGUUUCCAAAACUAAAUCUUUUAAGUGAAACGUUCAAGUGUUUUUCUGAAUUAGGCCUCUAGGCAAAGUAAUGUUAAUAUAAUCAGUCAACACAAAAAAAUUAUUGGUAGCACAUGUAGGUUACACAAAACCCCUGAACAGUGGUCUGAGCUAAUGUCGUCAGCCCGUACAUGUGCCUAGAGUUCCUUAGCAAAUGCACUGGGAACACCUGCCAGAACUCAUUGUGGGUUUGGGUAAGUCUUACUCCUCACCUCUGGCCCCCAAAAUUUGCUUUCCUUUUUGCACUGCUUAUUUUCUAUCAUGAAAAUCUAGAUUAGAAUUCAGGUGCAGCCCUAUAUGUUUUAGGACUUUUGAGGCCUGAGGAGAUUCUUCAUACCCAUUCCUGUGAAAAUGAUGACUCCGUAAGAUAAUCCAAUGUAAAAAAAAAAAUUUUUUUUGCUAAAGUUGGCUUUCUGUUUGUUUGUUUUUCCCCUCUGUGUUAAGGAAAAGUCCUGAAAAUGCUCAUUCUGAGCAACUAAAGGAAAAAGAAAAGCAAGGGUUUUUCAGGGCGAUAAAGAAGAAGAAAAAGAAAUCUCAAUCUGUAAGUAAUUUCAGUUUCCUAUUUUUAAAAAGUUUGUUUUUAUGUCAUAGUUUUAUCAAGCAUCAGUUUUCCUUUUCAGAUGUUUACACUUAUCUGCAUAUAAACAUUUUAGGCUGAAAUCUGUAGAGCUACUUAGACUUACAUAAUUGGUUUAUGCUGACCAGCAGAAUUUCUCACUUUAGAGAGUUGACUCCAAGAUGAUCACAACUUGCUUUUGAAGCUCAUAAUAUCAAAAGCAAUUUACUAUGUGGGCAAGGGAAGUAGAGUGCUGUAAUUCAAGAAAAAUACCUAAAGCCACCCCCGCUUGGGCUCAGGAAACUAGUUUCACAGUUGUCAGCUAUAUAAUUAUUCAUAUCUGAAAACAAAAGUAUCUGAAGGAUUACUUCCGUGGAAAUAUUUUCUUUUGAAGUCUAUAGUAUGGCAAGACUAAACAAAGAAUGCUAACAAGCUGAGUCUUCAUCCAGACAAGGCAGAAGUACUGCUGGUCAAUAGACAAACUGAUCCAUGAGUAGAAGUACAAAGUGUUCUGGAUGGGCUUGCGCUUGCUCUGAAUAACCAGUUUCAUAGCUUGGGAGAUGCUUCUAAAUAUGCUCUCUGUUCUGGCUGGUUGGUGUGGAGACGAGGGGAAUGAUUGGUCUUAUCAUACCCACAUGCAUAACCUUCAGUCUUAUUCAUGAUCAAUACACCAUAAUAGUAUCCCAGAUCAUGAUGAUAUGCUGAACAGAUUAAAAUGCAUUUGAUAAAAACAGUAAAUACCAGUUAGUGCAGUAUUGUUCGAACAAUAAAUUCUUUCAGCAGAUAUAAUGAAGGUAGCUUAAAAGGGGGAUUUCUGCAUUUUUAAAAAUGUUGUAUUUAGCAUUGUAUGCGUCUUGAUUUUUAGAGAUCUCCAAUUAAUUUACAAAGAAAGGCAUUUAUGCAAACAGUUGAGCAAUAAAAUAGCUAAACUAGAAUUGGAAUGAGGCAGGCUAGACCCGGAAAAAAUUUAUUGCAUAAAUUUUACAGGGUAAUGUAUUAGGAAUUAACUAAUUAAAAAGCAUAUUUUUGUAUGAGAAUGGGUGAUGCAUCUGCAUGCAUGCAUAUGCUGUUUUAAUAUCAAAUAAUGAGUGCAGUGAAAGCAUGUGGUUAGAAUUCAUAUUCUCUGGUAAAUGGUAUUUAAUUUACAUAGAAAUAAGUGGCAUUAGUGUUUAUAGUAUUGUAAUACCUGCAGCAAUAUAGCUGAUAUCUUAAAUGAUUAUUGUAUUUAGCAUGCUGAAUUCUCAUUUGGAAACACAACUUUGAACAUAGUUUGGUUGAAAUUCCAUUGGAUUUCUUUUUUCUAACUGUUACUGUAUACCAAUUUAAGUCUGGAUAAAAUGGAUAACAUGUUUAAUAUGGCUUCAUAAUUGCCAUGUUUUGGGUGAGCAUGCUACAAGUCACACUCAUGUGAAUGAGCAUUAUCUGGUCUUGUGAUAUCUGCAUUCUCACAUUUAACCACUUUCGUUAAACUCUGCAGUCUCAUGCCCAUUUCCCCCAUUUUCUGCCAACCCACCUUUGUUCUUGUGAGCAAGUAUUAUUGCAUGGAUACAAACCCAUAAUGUAGUGCAGUUAGACAAAAUUAAAGCUGGGAAAUGUUUCCUUGGAAAUUGCUGAUGUGGGCUAAAAAUGAGUUGAAAGGAGAAUUUAGCUUCUGUUGCAUGUAUCUAACAUAAUGGAAAUAUCUAUAGUUAGAUAUUGGCAAAACUUUACCUAUUGUUUCAGUAAAGGAUCAUAAUCUGCUAAGACAUUGUGACUCAACCCAAGAUACUGGUCUGUGAGACAGUUUAGAUCAAAGCUUCUGUUCACCAUGGCUAGAUCAGUGUGCAAAGCUGUCAUAUGGCACAGAAAUGAGAAAAUAAGCAAUAUGCUGUGCAUUGGAUCUGGGGCUUUUUGUGUGCCAAUCUGUAAAAUUUUGGCCAUUAUGGAGCCAGCUACAAAUCAGUGUGCCUGGUUAUUGUAAUGAAUUAUUGUACAGUAAUAAAGACCACAUAGCUGUACAUAGAAACUGGUGUAAAUCAACAGCUAUAGGACGUCAGCAUAAUUGCCGCAACUGCUUCAUAUUCAGUGGUGAAAAUAUUUUGUGCUAGCUUUAUUUGCCUAUUUCAAGCUAGCACAAUGCUUUGCCAUAAGAACAUUUCUCACUGGUUUCUUUCUGAAACAGAGGCAAAGAGAGUGGCUUAGUUGUUAAAAUAUGUUGGAAUAGCACUAGGGAGAACUCAGGUUAAAUAUCCAGUCUUACCUACUACACAGGAUAAUUGUGAGUGCAAAAUUAGGGAAAGAGCAUGUUGGACACUGUGAGAAGGGGGAAUUAUAGUAUGGAAUACAUAUUUGCAGAAAAAAAUAAAAGAAUAACAAAACAACAACAAUCACCUCUAUUGCAGUCACUUUGGAUCCUCCCUACUACUAUGAAAAGAAGAUUUCAGGAUGCUAAGUAGCAAAGCUAUUUUUUCCGAGCAGUUUUAUUUGCAACUGCUGGCCUGUGAUUAAGAAUUGGCACAUAACACUGUAGUGCACCUAAGUUUUUCAUAGCCUGCAGAUAAUUUAUUUCUCCCAUAUAAUUCCUUCUGAAAUACAUAUGUCAGCUACAAGGCAUAUGCAGAGCACAACUCCUAUACAUAUGUACUUCAGAUUAAAUUCACUGUGCUCAGUGAGGUUUAUAGCCUAGGAAUUAGGAUUGCAGCCUUGGACAUGCAUUUUCAUUGAAGGGUGUAUUUCUCUUAUUGUUUGAUAAUUAGUUUAGUUAAUAAAAUGAAACUAGCUAUAACUUUAGUUAAGUGCAUACUAGGAGUCAGUUGCUACUUUGCAUGCAAGUAAACCCUUUUCUAAUUUCUCUUACCACUUGCUGCAUCUGGAUAUAAUGAUCUUAAACAAUAAUGAUAUAAAACCCUACAUUGUGUAAGUAAACUGAUAAACAUUUUAUGCACCUUACUACAUGCAAAAUCAGCUAUCAUGAUUCUGCUAAGAGUUCAUAUGCUAAAUUCAAAAGCCUGGUUAAAUCAAUUCAUUCUGAACAUAAAAUACAUGCAUUCUUGACAGACACAUUCUUGAAAUGUGUUAAGUGGGCAGGUGUGUUUCUUCCAUAGACAUUUUUUUAUUCAGCAGAGCAAUUAAUCUUAUCUUGCCACAAUUAUAUAACAGCAGAUUUGGCAUAAGAAAUGGCUAACUUAUUAAAGUGUUCAUAUAUGUGCAGAUAAGAGACAUGGGUAGCUCUCCUGAAUUAUACUGUUAUUUAUGCAAUUAGUCUUUUAUCUUAUAUUGCAGACAGAAUCCACCAAGGCGGAGAAUCCAAGCAUCAAGAAAUCACUCUUUCCACUUUUUAGUACAAAGAAUCACUUAAAGCAUAGCUCUUCUUUGAAAAAGAUUCCUGUAGUCACUCUACCUAUGGUAUUGACUUUUAAAAAUGGUAGCACUGAAUUAAAAAAACAAACAAAUACUUCAGUAAAUUUAUUUUACUGACCACAACAGCAUGUAUUUUUCCCAUGGGAUCACAAGUCUCUUCAUGCAAGCUAAGCAUCUUGAGCCAGUUCCACAAAUUCAAAGAUUUUUUAAGUUUUCAAAACUUCCAAGAAGUGUGGCAUGGUUAUAUUUUGAAAAAUUAGGAAUAGAUGUUUGUAGCAAACCAUUAAAUGCAACAUCAUCUGAAAUCAGUCACAUGGUACUAAUGUUCAAAUUAUCCUUUCUUUAUAUUAUUUAGUUGAGUCUUGUUUACAUGGUUUGCCAUUUCUUUCCUUCGGCUUAAGCAAAAAGAAACUUCCUUUGAAAAAUGAAGCAACCUCUUAUUAACUUGAUUUGCCACAGAACUCUAUAUUGGUCUGUUUUUAAUAGCUUUAAUUUCCUUAGGUUUUGUGGUAAUUAGCCGCCUUGUUGUUUUGAUUGGCAGAAUAAAGGCUAAGCUCCCUACAUUUAAUGUCUUAACAAGUUUUUAAUCCUAAGAUUUAGUUGCUGAGAAAACACUAUCUAGCCAAUAAUUUCUCGUCCCUCCCCAAUAAUUCUAUGAAUACUCAAACCAUCCUGGUGAUGGGUUCAGCCAUCAUUUCCCCUUGCAACUAGUGUAGCACUACUUAGCAACCUGUGUGAUUAAAAACUUCAUUUUACUUGGUGGGGAAUAAAUUAUUUCCUUGCACAAAUAAUGUACAACUAACAGCCUGAUAACUCUCAAUUUAUAUAUUGAUCUUUUUUCUUUAGAAGAAAGAAAACAUGUUUUGUUUUUGUCUUUUGUGGAGGUGGCUCAUGAUCUUAAGAGCAGUAUGGAAUGCUGUGGAAAUGAGGAUGAAACACAACAAUGCACUUAUUUAACUGCUCUUUCUCUCUUACAGUGAUUUCACUAACAGCAUGUGAAUGCCUUAAAGGUGGAGGUUGUAACAAAUCUGCAUGGCAUCUACAAAUGUGAUUAUUAAUAUGGACAUAUUAAAGGGGCAUUGCAAUAACAGGCUUCACCUGCAUUGCUUUGAUCUGGGAAGCUGGGAGAAGGGAAGCAGUUUGGAACAUCUACUGCUUAGGAAUUGAUCAGCCCCCAAAAUCUUUCUGUGUUGCAGAUGCCUGGGAGUGAUAGUCAGGAUCUUUUGGCAUUACAGAAAGCUAUGCACUCAUCUAAUCACCCUGGCAGCAGGCAGAAGGAUUGGCAUUCUGAUAAGAUGACAGAAAUCCAAAGUCAUGUAAGUGAAAUUAUUGCUUCAUUCCAGUUUAAGGUCAGGGGAAUAGUAGGUAGGUCUGCUAAGUUGCAACCCAAAGUACCAGUAUAUACCUUUAUAUCAUAGGAUCAUAUGAAGCUUAUACUGCAUUCAGGUCGUUGGUCCAUCCACUGAGUACAGUACAUGCUGACUGAAUCUACUGCUUCUCUAACCCACUUUUCUCUGGGUUUUUAGUCCAGCCCUACUCUCUCUUUCAAGCAAGUAUCUAGGUAUGCCAAAAAGCAGGAUGGGGCGGAUGAAAGAACCAGAGAAAUGCUGAAGGGAGAAGAUAAAGCUGCCUUGUGUUUUGAUGUCACUGUCUUUCCUUCUUCUCUCCAGAAUCAGCCUAGAAUAGUUACGGUUGCCAGUCUCACAACCCAGAGGACCAUUUUUGCUUUAAUUCCACCGUGACCAGCAAUGUGUUGGACAGGGGGCAGUAUUUCAUUGUUGUUGUAAUUAGAAACUGUAUACAGUUGUACCUUGGAUCCCGAACACCUUGGGAGCUGAACGUUUUUGCUCCCGAACACUGCAAACCCAGAAGUGAGUGUUCCAGUUUGCAAACAUUCUUUGGAACCCGAACGUCCAACGUGGCUUCUGAUUGGCUGCAGGAGCUUGCUGCAGCUAAUCGGAAGCUGCGCCUUGGUUUCCAAAUGUUUUGGAAGUCGAACGGACUUCCAGAAUGGAUUCCAUUCGACUUCUGAGGUACUACUGUAUGUUACUUUACAUUAUUGGCAAAUACCCCAAAGCACAAUAGAAUACAUUCUGUGAUCAGAAUUGGGGGGAAAUCCAUAGUUUAAAGCAAGUCAGCAAUGUAGGAAAGAUAACACUUUCAAACCUUGAAACAGGCCUGGUUAAAGAACUGAAUUUUUAGGAGACAUUUGAAACAUGCAACUGAUGGUGCUUCCCAAAUCAUUUUUGGGAGAGUAUCCCAGAGGGUUGGUGCUGCAGGUGAAAAGGCCUUUUCUGAGAGGUUUCCAGAUGGCAAUAUGCUGGCCACAGUAUGACCAGCAGGGUCCCCUCUUAGGUUGAUCAGUAAAGGUUGAUUUGGCCUAUGGUAGAGGCAACCAGUACUUGGCCAUAGCUGCUCAACAGCAGCUAAGCGAGUUGCUGGCCACAUGUUCAUACUAGAAAAAGGUGUAAGGUAGCAGCUGAGACGGAGACAGGACACAUGAUCACAUGAAUGAUCAGCAGUUCCUUGUGCAGGGUGCUGACAUUAGCAGGCUUCAUGGAAAGCCUGCCUGGACUGCCAUAUCAUGGCUACCUCUACCCCUUUUGCUGCUACUCAGCAGUAGUGGACAGGUACUGUCUCCACCCCUGUUCUUUACUGAUGACAUUGGCAGCUUCAAAUGAGAAUUAGUUCCCCAAGGUUCUGACCUGGCUUCUUUAAUAACUACUCCGUUUGCCAAUUAGUGGCAUACUUUUUUGGAUGAUUUGAUGUCCUUUACAUUCCGCGGUAAAAUAUAAGAAUAGCCGUAAACUUCUGCUUCAUUUCACUCCUGAAGCAUAGGUGAAUUAUUUGCCAGAUCCUAUAACUGCUAGUGAGCUAUUGGCCACAUUCACAUGUCACUCUAAACUAUGGUGUGCAAUGUGCACGAUCCACACUGAGUGCUCCCCCUUUCUUCCUCCUACAUGGCCAGUAAGAUUCAAUCAGAUCCUUUCACUUCUGCUUUAGUUAGCCAGUUUGUCGUGUGAUCCAAGCUUGGAAUUGUGGUUAACACUAGCUGUGGUUAGUUUCAACAAGCCAGCUUCAGAAACCGUGGUUUAAAAUUGCCUUGUUUGAAAUGAACCGUAUUUCCUGUUUGCCACAUUGUGUUACACCAGCAACAAAAGUUUCUGAACUUCUUAUCUCAGACUCAUGGCCAGGAGGAGUCAGAAAUCUCAUAAGGAUAGAUAAGAAAGAGUACAGGAGAGGUUUCAGUUUCAAAUGUGAGGUGAUGAACUCUCAAAACACAGGUGAACUCCCUUCAGCUAGAUGUAAAUUGAUUUGCCAUCUGCAUUCCAUCCUGUCCAGCAAUGCUAAAAUGACCUCAGGAGAGGAGGCUAAAAGCACACCCCCUUAACUCAUAUGGAGAACUGGAGGUACUGGGAAGCCAUAGCUUCUGAGAAGUGCAGAGCAUGGCUGUUAUGGUAUUAUCCCAUAUGUUGUACUAGAUUGAAGUACAUAAUUUAGAAAUGUCUUGUGGAAAUUAGUCAUUCAAGACAGAUGGAUGUUCAGGGAUCUUACAUUGGAAAUAUCUUGAGUCUUAGCAGCUGUUUUUAAAAGUUUCAUUAUUUAUAAACUUAUUUCAACUGUUAUUUGGGUAUUUUUUAAUUAAUUGAAUAAAAUCUAUAUGAAGCUGUUGCAUCUAUUAGAAGGCAGCUAAAACUAACAAUAAUAAAGUGGUACUUUGGUUUUCAAACAUAAUCUGUUCUGGAAGACUGUUCGGCUUCCGAAACAUUCAAAAACCGAGGCGCAAAGGGCGGUCUGCAAUUGCAGUGGAGAAAAUUGAAAAAAAUGCAAUGGAAGCCGUUCGACUUCUAAGACGCGUUUGAAAACAGAAGCAUUUACUUCUGGGUUUCCAGCAUUCAAAAACCAGAAUGUUCAGCUUCCGAGAGAUACCACUGUAUAAGAAAUCAUCAAACCUGGUGGAAGAGUGAAGAAUAAUGUUUAUCAUUUAUAUCAAAAUUUGAGCACAGAAUCUUCAAGUAGAGAAAUGUUCAUUCUGCACGCAGAUGCUGAAAAUGCAAUAGUGUUUAAAACUAUAGAAUAUUAUAAAAACAUACUGGGGCACUGUAUUUCUAGACUAUACUUUCUUGAGUGAAAAGCGGAAAGUGGAUGGAAAAAGAAAUAUAUUGUAAAUAAUAUACUUACAGCUCAAAGCAUUAUUGAACAAAGGCUGUUUUCGGUGUUUAUAAGCAGAAAAGGGAGUACAAAUAAAUAAAAAUAACAAGGCCCAUGAAGUUUUCUUCUUUUUCUUUAGAGCCAGCCUUUAAAAUCCCUCCGCAAGUUGUUGCACCUUUCUUCAUCCUCAAACCAUUCAAUUCCUUCUGAACCUCGAUUCCAGCCCUUACCAAGUCAGCCAACUAAAACAUCUUUUUCUGAAGUUCGAAUUCAUCCCAUAAGUCAAGUUUCCUCCAGUAGCAGCAGCAACCUACGGCAGGAGUCCCAGUCAAAAGGCAGAACCACACUCCAGAUCCCGGGCCAGAUGGAACCCAGUUGGCAUGUUUCCCCAGUGAACAGGAGUGCCAAUGAUGGGACUUCAUACUCUGAUCAGAUGCCUUCUAAGAGUGGGCAAAAUGGUCAUACUUACAACCGAACAAAUAGAUCCCGAAUGCCAAACUUGAAUGAUUUGAAAGAGACAGCUUUGUAA